GCGCUCGCUCGCCCGCCCGGCCGCGCCGUCCAGGAUGAGCCCGCGCUACUUCCUGCGCUCGCUGCUGCUGCUGAUCCUCGCCGCCUUCUCGGCCAACGCCAGCAACUGGCUGUGAGUGCGGGCGCCGCGACGGGGUGGGAGGGAAGGCGGAGGAGAAGCCGAGCCCGGCCCGCCGGCCGAGGAGAGCUAGGGGCCGCCGGGAGCUGCCGACGCCGCCCUCGCUUGCAGCAGGUGCCGGCAGCCGGAGCAAGCGCCAGCCUCGCCGAGCCAGGCAGUCUGCGGGCAGCGGCGGAGACGGAGCUGUCGAGGUUCCCUCUUCCUCCCUGGUUGUGUUGCCUGGCUUCGCCCUGCUCGGAAAGGAGGAUUGGGACCCCGAGCAGGUCCCUACUUCAUCAGACCCUGGUGCCUGGACGGGGUCUCUUUCUGGGAAUUAUCUGGCGCGCGCUCCGUCCCUUCGAGGAGCCAGGGUUGGCGAGCGAGGCGCGCUGCUCUGCUCUUAGCUGCAAACGCACGUUUUGUUUAAAAAAUCGUCCUUCUGUAGGCAAUAGUAUUUCGGGACUCGAAGCAGCCUGGAGAUCCAAUCCUAGACCUCCACUGGGAGGCUGCGAGUGCGCCUUCUGCACGCGCUCAAGGGCAGUCUUGCUGUGGUUGUUUCCCCCACCUCGCUGUUACGUUCCCUAUCCCAGCAUCGGGGUUCUUGGCCGCCAGAACCCCUUUAAUGAAGCUCCAAGGCGUGUCAAGGCUUGUAGGUCUCCCAGGCUAGAAUCCUCUGCUCUCUUUCCUGGGAGUAAGCCCCGUUGAAUUCAGUGGGACAGAAGAAUUCCCACUGAAUUCAAUGGGGCUUACUGUGCUGUGAGCACAUUAGCCCCAGAAGCUAUUUUGUGUUAUUUUAUUUAAUUGAUGAUCUUUGACUCCUGGAACAUGGGCAGCAGACAGAGGGCCUGAUUUGAAGAGCUGGUGUGAUUUUUUCAAGUUGGCCUACCUGGUGGGAUCGUUGUGACAUGAAAUAACCUGAUGUAUGUUAGCCAGAGUACCUUGGCGAAAGGCUCUCAUGAACAAGAAUGAGAACUUACUGUAGAGCAGUUUUCGGAACAGAGGGUGUGGUUUCAUGGGAAAAUCUGACACACACACACACACACACACACCCUGCGAAAUUAAGUUAAUAUUAUUAGCCUUGAUAAAACAGUGAUUGCUCUGCAAUCUCUCUGAGUGAACUUUUUAAUCUCUAAAAGCAAUAAAAUCCAUUGUAACUUUUAUUUUUUAAGUAAGAAUGGGCAAGGACUGAAAGUGAAGACCUCUGCUUUUAAAGCCGAUUCAGUUAAAAAGUUUUGCAAAAUAAGGUUUUGUUUUGUUUUCAGUUGGUUUAAUAGUUGGGCACCAGGGCUGAUAAGAUUGUGAAUUUGAUGGCCACCUGUUGUACUUCCAACUUUGCUUAACCCAAACGUGAAUUCUGCUACCCAUUCUGUCCUCUGGGUCUUUCUGAAUGCUGUUCAGAGUGUGUUAGCUCUUGUUCACUUUAUUGUGGACAAUACCACUUUUUGUGGAAGGGGGAAAGACCUUGAUGUGGUUCCAGGCUUGCAGAAAUUUGGGUGCCAGGGAGAGGAAUAGCAGACAGUUCCUGGGGCUUGUGUAUACUGCAAGGGUUGUGCUGUUUGUUCGCACAAAUGUACAUCUCUCAAGCUUUCGGAGUUUGUGCAGUUAACUCCCCACUUAGCCUGUUAGCAUUUUGCCGUCGAACACCCACGAUGCUCAAGUUUUGCUAAAGUCGCUCCGCCCUGUCGAUAGAAGCAAAUCCCACUUGGAAGCCAGUGCUGAUGUAACAUUGAAGAAUUUGGAGGUUCUGCGCAGCUUGAUUCAUACGUCUGGGUUCUGGAAGGGUGCCUUGUUGUGCUUGCUCAUCCAGCAAAAUGUAGUCUAAGAAAAAUAUUCUGUUGCCACUGCCAGAAGCAGUGUUGCCUAGGAGUCGCAGGUGAGGAGAGUGCUGUUGUCGUUGGGUCAUGCUUGCUGGCUUCCCAUGGGCUUCUGAUUGGCUUCUGUGAUAGCACAUUGAGGGACUAGACGAGCCACCAGCUUGUUCCAGCAGAAAGGCUCUUUUUAUGUGCUGGCGCACUUUGUAGCGUUCAAGAGAAGCCAAGCAAGAGACUAUGGCAUCUGGUAGUUUGCAAGGGCAAUGUCUAAGGGCCCUGUUGUAUGUUCUUUGAGGGAGACCCCCUUUUUGGCCCUUUGAGUCAACUGGCUCAGUUCAUUGUCUUGAAGUUUUCUGUUCUUGGGCUUCUUGCAACAGCAUCUGCUACCCCAUCCAAAAGUAGCUGGACUCUUAGUGUGUGUCUUUGCAACAGAUCUAAAAAGACGGAGCUGUGAAAUUCUCCUAUCUCCCAAUGCCACUCUUUGCUAACCUCCUUGUGGCAUUGCAGUAGAUAACUGAAGAAUGGGAUUGUCGCCUGUCACUACCAAUCUCUGGUGUUCUCCAGAUGGAAGGCUUUUCCUACCUAAAAACUCUUGGCUACCUGCGACAUUCAAAGCUGCUUUAGCAAUGGUCCGAUUUAAAGCUGUGAACAAGUCUGAUUUCUUUGGGGGUUGGUUCCUGUUUUGAGGCAAGCCAUUGCGGGACUUUAAACUGCACCAUGGGCCUAUCUGUUUUGUAGAACUGUAGGAUGGUUCUGCACCCCAUUCACCGGGUGCACACGGCUCAAAUAUUACAAGUCAGCUUUUCGUUUAAAAAGCAUCAGUCAACAUUCUAGACCUCAUGCUUUAAGAGUGGGUGGGCAUAGAAGAAGGGUGAAAUCCCAGAAGCUACACAAAUGGACAAAAGACAUUUAUCGGGGGGAGGGUUCUAUUUGGGGGGGCACCUGUUAAGGCUUCCGGUUUUCUCCCCGACAUGGGCAGAGGCAGGGUGAAUCUAUUCGUAGUAGAUCGAAUAGCAUCAAAAAUGUUUGGCUUGCAUGCUUUAUCCAGCUUGUGGUUUACCAUGCAUAAUUAACCAUAGAUUGCUGAUUUGGGUUGAUGAUUAACUUGAAGAAUCCAAGAUGGCAAAUAACUUGGGUGGUUUUCAAAGACAAAUGCAUGGAGGAUAAAGCUAACGAUGGCUCCUAGCCACAAUGGGUAGGCUGUACCUCCACAGCCAGAGGCAGUAUUCUUCUGAAUACCAGUUUCUGGGAAUUGCAGGUGGGGUGAGUUGCUGUCCUGCUCAGGUGGGCCACUGGGAGAACAGAAUGCUGGGCUUAGAUAGCCAUUGGCCUGAUCCAGCAGCCAUGCUUGUUCUAAACUUGGUUGUAACCUACACAAGUGGAAGAAAUAAUCUCUUCCUCUUUCUAAAGUUGUAAGUGGGAUCUUGUUGUUUUUGCUUAUUUUUUGAUUCUGGGGUGUAAUAUACAGGACAUAGAAUGGCAGAGUUGGAAGGGCCCAUGAGGGUCAUAUGCAGUCCAACCCCAUGCAAUGCCCAAUCUUUUGCCCAAUGUGGGGCUCAAACCCACAACCCUGAGAUUAAGAGUCUAACGCUCUACCAGGUGAGCUAUCUCAGCUAUGCAGUACACAGCAGAAGAGCCCUUCUCCAACCCAGGAGAGCUAUGUCUCGCCAUCUCUUUGCCAACUCUUAAAAUGCUUGUUAAAGCUUUACAUUCUUUUAAUUUGAGCCUUUGUGAUGACAUUUUUAGGCUGCUGUGGGGUUGGGGGGGGAGAAAAGCUGUGUAUUUUGUCUUACUGUAUUUUGUCUUACAGUGGUACCUCGGGUUAAGUAUUUAAUUUGUUCCGGAGGUCCGUUCUUAACCUGAAACUGUUCUUAACCUGAAGCACCACUUUAGCUAAUGGGGCCUCCUGCUGCUGCCGCGCCACCGCUGCACAAUUUUUGUUCUCAUCCUGAAGCAAAGUUCUUAACCCGAGGUACUAUUUCUGGGUUAGCGGAGUCUGUAACCUGGAGCGUAUGUAACCCAAGGUACCACUGCAUUUAUUUUCAAGAUGCCUUGUUUGAUUUUCAGCGCAGGGAAAAGGUGGAGUAGAGAUGUCAAAUCUCCUUCAUAAUGGAAAUGUAGGGAGCUGUUUUAUGCAGAGUCAGACUGUUGGUCCAUCUAGCCAAUGUUGUCGACACUGACUGGCAGCAGCUCUCCGGAGUUUCAGGCAGGGGACAUUUCCAGCCCUACUUGAAGAUGCCAGGAAUUGAACUGGGACCUUCUGUAUGCAAAGCAGGUGCUCUACCACCCUUCCUUUCAAACAUAGAAACCUUGGAAUCUGCCUUAUCUUGAGUCAGAUCCAUUGGUCCAUCUAGCCAGUGUUGUCUACACUGACUGGCAGCAGCUCUCCAGGGUUUCAGGCAAGGGACACCCCCAGCCCUACCUGGAGAUGUUAGGGAGUGGACUGUGCAUGCAAAGCAGAUGCUCUACCACUGAGCCAUGGCCCUUCUCCAAAUAGGGUUGAUAAUUCAUGGCUUCUUUGACUUGUAGAUUUGUGACCAGCUUAGGGUGGAGCUACACAUGUAAGAGAUGCCUGGAGGCUGCUUUUUCUAAGAAAAAAAGAGGGGGGUGUGAAUCUAGAAUGCAAAGGCAGCGUAUGUGUGUGGUUAACCCUUUUCCUCACUUGCUGCCUGCUUCAUGUCUUUUCCAAACUGCCUCCCCAGUGCUCUUGCCUUCCUACAGAGCCCCGCCCCCCAAAAACGUGCCUUUCCUGUCUUCUUCGUGGAGGACUGUGUGUGAGCAAUUCUGAGCAAACUAAGAAGGGGGAGAGAAAGGGUUAAAACACCCCUCUCCCCACCACAGCUUCUCAACAAGCCAUUUCAUUGCAAUACAUUUUGCACAAGGGGAUUUGGCUGAAUUUCCCUGCGGUGCUAAAUAAGGCACCUGCAGGAAGGUGGCUCUUUGUACAACUGCUACAAGUUCGCAAGUGCCAUUUUUGCAUUUGUUGCAGGAGUUUUUUGAGUGCUGGGUGUUGCAACUAGUCCUAGAUACCUCCUCCUUCCUCCCCAAGCCCUAACCCCCUGCAGCUGUUUUUUCUUACCAACACCAACCCAUGGCUUUUAAAGCAAACAAUCCAAUCUGCAUUUGUUGUUGUUGUUGUUGUUGUUGUUGUUGUUGUUGUUGUGUGCAUGCCUGCUGCAAGGCUGCAUGGGGGUGGGGGUAGCUCUGAGAGUUGAAGCACUGUGAUUUCACACGACUCUGCCUGCCUGCCAUCUGACCUACAAGCAGUCCAAGAAGUGGACCUGACUGUCAGCUUCCCUCUCCUCCUUAAUCUCAGUGUUGCCCUUGCAGAACUCAGCAGGGGGAAAGGAUGGGGACAAAACUAGAAUGAAUUCAUUUUGCCUGCUGUUGGCUCUGGCGCCACCUACUGUUGGGCUCCCUCCUUUCCAUCCUAUCAGUUCCAACGUGCUCCAGCCAGUCGUGUUUACUGUGCAUGUUUAACAUGUGCAUUCUGUGUGACAUGUGUGCUUUCUGAGUGCACGGAUUAUUUGUUGCAGGCUAAACCACUUCCCUCAUGCUAGCCCCUUAGAGUCUCAAAUAGCAGUGAUCACACCUCUAUGGUUGAGAGCAAAGCAUGAGAAGUCAAGUUCAAGGACUCCUCAGUGUCCUUUGGAGCAAAGCUACAAACAGCUUGAGUGGAUGUGUGUUUAGGGCAGUGGUAUUGUGCUGAAAUUUUCUGAGCAGGGAUUAACCAAGACCCCCUAUUUCUCCCCCAUCAUCCUUCCACAGUCACAAUUGGUGUGAUCCGUACAAGCACAGGGCUGUAGCUCAGCAAUUAGAACAUCUGCUUUGCAUGCAGAAAGUCCCAGGUUCGAUCCCCAACAUCUCCUGCUAGGACUGGAACUCUCCCCCAUCUGAAACUCUGGAAAACUGCUGGUGACCAAUGGAGAUAAUAUUGGACCACGGUCCAACUGGGUAUAAGGCAGCUUCCUGUUCCCAUGUAUGGGCAAAGUUGGCAUUCUCCAUUGUAGCACUCGUGGCAGGGAUUUGACCUCCCUUUGGAUGAACUAAAUGCAAUUUGGCUGGUGUAUCAAAGCUGCUAGGAGGUGGAGGAAUGAACAGAGCAUCUGCUAUUCAGUAAAAAAAAGAUAAGAAGAACCAGAACUGUCCCGCUGUAUAAGACCAAAGUCCUGUCUGUGCCAGUUUCUCAGAACAUAAAGUUGCUCCCACAAAAGGUAACUAUCCUCCUUGAAAGAGGAUUUGACAAGUUCACAGAGGAGACAGCUGUCACUAGCUACUAGCUAUGAAGUCUACGGUCUUCCUCCACUGUCAGAGGCAGAACACAUCUGUACUGAAUUCUGUUGCAUUAGGAUCUGCUUGUGGGGAGUUUCCCAUCGGUAUAUAGCUGACUCCUGUGAGAACUCUGGGCUAUGGCAGGCCUCUGGCCUGAUUCAGCUUGGCUCCUCUUCUCUUCCCACAGUUGCCAACCAGAUGCUUCUGGGCAGGACAUGAGUGCCCUGGCUCUCUCCUGCUGUUGCACCCAGCAAAUGUUCUUAACCUGAAGACCACUUUAGCUAAUGGGGCUUCCCGCUGCCGCCAUGCCGCCAGAGCAUGAUUUCUGUUCUCGUCCCAAAGCACAGUUCUUAACCCAAGGUACUAUUUCUGGGUUAGCAGAGUCUGUAACCAGAAGCGUAUGUAACCUGAAGCAUAUGUAACCCGAGGUACCACUGUAUUUCUAGAGGGGUAGCUGCGAUAGUCUGUUGCAGGCAAAACAUCAAGGAGCCCUGUGACACUUUAAAAAGGUAAAGGACCCCUGACAGUUAAGUCCAGUUGCGAACGACUCUGGGGUUGCGGCGCUCAUCUCGCUUUACAGGCUGAGGGAGCCAAUGUUUGUCCGCAGACAGACUUUCCGGGUCAUGUGGCCAGCAUGACUAAGCCGCUUCUGGUGAAACCAGAGCAGCACACGGAAACGCCGUUUACCUUCCCGCCGGAACAGUACCUAUUCAUCUACUUUUGCUUUGACGUGCUUUUGAACUGCUAGGUUGGCAGGAGCAGGGACCGAGCAACAGGAGCUCACCCCGUUGCGGGGAUUCAAACCGCCAACCUUCCGAUCGGCAAGCCCUAGGCUCUGUGGUUUAGGCCACAGCACCACCCUCGUCCCACUUUACAGACACUUUACAGACUAGCAAAUGUGACACUUUACAGAUUAACAAAUGUACAGGGGUGCCGACUUGAAUAAAAUAUUGGGAGAGGCAGGUAAGCACAUAAUCGAUCACAAGACAUGGUGCAAGCUCACCAUUUGAAUGGCAAUGCCCAUCACCUUUGGGGGAGCCCAGCCCUCUCAAAUAUUUUGGCGGGUUGAAGGGACCUCGGUCCCUAGGAGUUCACUCCUAUGCAAUGUAUGUAUUGUGGCAGAAGCUUUUGUGGACUUUAAGAAGUCCAUGUUUUCAGGUGGAUGAAGCAAAAUCUCAGCUGGCAGCUGGAGGUAGGACAAGCCACAAAGAAAGGAGGGGAAUGUAAGGUGGGAGAUGAUUGGCAAUGAGAUCCAGACAAGUACAGUUGGUGUUAAUUGAAUUAGGUGAUAGUGGAAAGGCAAUGAGAUGCAAAACCAACAGACAAAAAAGUGCAGUUGGGGAUAAUUGAGCUGCUGCUUAAAUGUAUGUGAAAUAUGCGCAGUUAUCCUUUGCAGCAGCAAACCAGGGAUGAUUCACUCAGCACGGCUAAGAUAAUUGCGUUAAGAUCUUCAGUGAUACAGGGAAACAUUAUCUUUAUUCAGACCCAAAUGAAUAGUGCUGAGCUUCUUGAUGAGUUAUAAUUCAGCAGUUUCAUGCGAGAGUCUACCUUUCAAAUUCUGCUGUCCAAAUAUGGCUCCUUUUGAUCCCUAAUUACAUUGAAAUUUUCUACCAGAUUCUGAAUACUGCCCCUUUUAUUUAUAUCAGAUUGUGUGAUUUCUUCCCGCUCUCCACUCCCACAUCCACAAAGGGAUUUGCCUUUUGGUGAAUUCACUGACAUUGGGGGAAGGUUCUAAGGAAAGCCACCCUCUCAGUCUCAUUCUUUUGUCUAUAAUAUAGGUAUAAAAAUAUCAACCUUGCCAAACAGGGUUGUUGUUCAGGAAUUUCUAAGAUAAUGUGCGUGAUUCACUUCUAAUCUGAUCUAUAGGUACCGCCUUUAUCAAUGGGGCUGCCUUCUAAUGAAAGGCAGCCUAAGCUGUAGUAGCCACUCCAAGCUUACUUGGGAGUAAGUUCUAUCGAGCACAGUGUUUAUUUCUGAGGAAGCACGUGCAGUGGUACCUCAGGUUACAGAUGUUUCAGGUUACAAACUCCACUAACCCAGAAAUAGUACCUCGGGUUAAGAACUUUGCUUCAGGAUGAGAACAGAAAUCACAUGGCAGCAGCGGGAGGCCCCAUUAGAUAAAGUGGUGUCUCAGGUUAAGAACAGUUUCAGGUUAAGAACGGACCUCCAGAAUGAAUUAAGUUCUUAACCCGAGGUACCACUCUAUAGGCUUGAGCAAUUAGUCAAGCAGAAAGACAGCUGAUAAGUACUGGGUUGGACCCAGCCUUGGUCAGUAGAUGUGCCCAUUGCCAACCUGGUGCCCAUCAGCCCCAGCCAGUGUGCUGAGUAAGCCCUGCAGAACUGUGUGGGGCUUGCUUUGUACAGGCCUGCACCGUAAACUAUAUAGAUCUCCUUGUGAUCAUUUUAUCUGCCCUGGGACAGUGGAAUCAGAGAGUCGGGGGUACCCCAGAGGCCAUCCAGCCUGACCCCCUGCCAGUGCAGGAAAUCCACAGCUACAGCAUCAGCUGGGUGGUCAGCCACUGUCAGAUCUGAAACCUUGCUCACCUGCUUCAGGGCAUAUUCCAGGUUCCCUCCAUGUGAGGGGAUGAGUGGGUGCCUGUCUGUGGCCUCUCUGCCACCUUCCAGAUGUCUAAGGGAGAGGAAUUUUAAUUAUUUGUUUUUCACUUCAAGGGCUGCAGUCCCUUUGGGGCAACCUUCCUGGGGGUGGGGGGGCCAGAUGCAAAUGUGGGCAGAGCGAUCAAUGCAAACGUGACCUUUGUGCAAAGGGCUAGUUUCUCCACACUCUGACACACCCCUCUCUACGCACCAUCCAGGCCAGUGAGAGAUGUUAUCAGAGCUCAGGGCACAUUCCAGCCAGGCAAAAACACUCUGGGAGGAGAUGAAGAACGACUAGUGAGGGGUGUGCUCUGGAGAGAGCCCCCAGGGCCAGAUAGAGAGGCCUGGAGGGCCGCAUUUAACUUCUGGACUGAGGUUCUCCACCCCUGUUUUAAUGUACGAGACUUUGAGAUCUCUGCCCCCACAACCAAAAAAAGCUUUUAAAUAGUGCACAAAUUAAACAUUAAUUCUGUGCAACUUCUAUACAGGACAACCACAGCUUGGGUCCAGCAGGAUGUAAAGACCAUUUUACUGGUCACCACUGGAUUCUGGGAUCCCAACAAUUUCUCUUUCCCUCCCUUAUUUUUAUUUUAUUGUUUUAAAUGGACCUGGGCCGCUUUAGGGGGAAACAGCUUUUGGGCCCCUCCAGACAUCCUUUUCAUCAUGCAGUCACGAGAAUUUGUAAUGAUGGUGUCAGGGCUGUUUUACACGAUCCUGCUGUCAAUACUGUUUUUGCACCUGCAAGAGGUUUGUGGGGCAGACGCGUUGCUUCAUUUUCCAGCAUGUGUGUGCCCUGCUGAGAUCCUGUCCAUUUUCAUGCCAUAAAACUUUCCGGUUCAUUUGAUUUUUGUUUUUGGCCCGCUUUUGUUGUGCUGUGCUCCAGACAGCACGGGGGCAGAGGGAGCAACGCAGAGCAGUUAACAAAGGGAAAGGAUGUGUGGACAGUCCAUCGUGAAUCCCCAAGUAAUGCACUAUUGUUGCAUCAAUGGCGUGCUCCAGAAUGCACCUGCAGCUCCUGCCCCAUCAGUCUAGAAGAGCCUUUCAUCUGUGGGGAAAAGUGGGCUAUAAAAUAUAAUAUAAUCACAGAACUGUAGUGUUGGAAAGGGACCCCAAGAGCCUUCUAGCAGUUCCCUCACUGCGGGAAGCAAAGCUACAGGGAACCAGGCAGAGGGCCUUCUCGGUAGUGGCACCCUCCCUGUGGAACGCCCUCCCAUCAGAUGUCAAAGAGAACAACAACUACCAGACUUUUAGAAGACAUCUGAAGGCAGCCCUGUUUAGGGAAGCUUUUAAUGUGUGACAUUUUAAUGUAUUUUCUUUGUUGGAAGCCACCCAGAGUGGCUGGGGAAACCCAGCCAGAUGGGCGGGGUACAAAUUUAUUAUUAUUAUUAUUAUUAUUAUUAUUAUUAUUAUUAUUAUUAUUCAGCCCCCUGCAAUGCAGGAAUUGCAAAGUCAAAGCAAUGAUUUAAAUGGCUCAGGACCGCAAAACCCUCUCCCCAUAGAAACCAUCCUGGACUCUGUGUUCAUCCUCUCAGGCCCUUCUUUGUGCACCUUCUCCUCGUGAGGUCCAGAGGGUGGCAACACGAGAACGAGCCUUGUCUGUAGUGGCUCCCCAUUUGUGGAAUAGUCUUCCCAGGAAGGUUCACUGGCAGCCUUCAUUUUAUAUUUUUAGGUGCCAGGCAAAAACAUUUCCUCUUCAGCAAGGCAUUUGGCAGGCAGAUGAUAGAUAGAUAGAUAGAUAGAUAGAUAGAUAGAUAGAUAGAUAAGAUACAGUGCUUUUUCUGGAGAGACGCAUGGGUACGCAUACCCAUAAACAUUUUGUGAAUCUUUGUACUUUUGUCCAUUUACUGUAUUUAUUUUUCCCGAUUUGAACUGUAAAAUGGUGAAUUUCUUGAGUCAAAAUGGGAGUACCCCUAAACAUUUUUUGGAAAAACGGAACUGGAUAGAUAGAUUUUAUUAUCUGUACCCUGCCUAUCUUGCCCCAGCCACUCUGGGCAGCUUCUAACACAUAUAAAAGCAUAAUAAAACAUUACACAUUAAAAGGCUUCACUAGCCAGGCCUUUUAAAUGUGUCUUUUGGAAGGGCAGGUUUUGCUGUUGUGCCUUUAGUUAUUUACUUGUUUUUAUCCUGUGUUAUUUUAUUCCGUGAGCUGCCCUGAGAUCUUAUGAAGGGGAGGGGGGGUACCUAAAGCUAAUAAAUAAGUAAAUAAAAUAAAAUGAAUAAAGCAGGACAAACUAUCCUACGAGCCCUCAUUGAAAGGUGUCUCCGGGGCCGGUUUCUGGAGGCGAGGACGGCCUCUCUUAAGUCUGGGCUUCCCAGCACAGCUGUCCUUUUGAUGUCGUUCUGACGGUGACCCUCAACUGGGAGUCCCCAAAGUGUGUGUGUGUGUGUGUGUGUGUGUGUGUGUGUGUGAGAGAGAGAGAGAGAGAGAGAGAGAGAGACUCACCAGGCACAGUUCUUUGAGCUUGUCCUUCAGAAGGGGUGGGAAUGGAGGGGGGAACCUUGCUUAUUUAUCAGCAUCCAGCGUUCCUGCCGAGCAUGUUCCUUUUAAAUCCAGCUGGCCGCGUGGGGGCUACAGCUGUGCGUGGAGGGAGCUGAGUGGUGCUGCCUGCCAGGAAGAGGCAAGAUAGGAGCUUGCUCCAUGGAGAUGGCACAUCUGCUGCGACACCUCCAGCACCCCUUUCCGAAAUCCCGGAGAACCACUGCCAGGAAGUACGGACAGUACCAAGCUUAGAACUGACUCAGUGGAAGACAGCCUCUGAGAUCCCUGAGAAGGGCUAUAAUAAUAACAACAAUAUUAUUAUUAUUAUUAUUAUUAUUAUUAUUAUUAUUAUUUGUACCCCGCCCAUCUGGCUGGGUUUCCCCAGCCAAUGUGGGUGGCUUCCAAGAAAGAUUAAAAAUACAUCAAAACGUCACACAUUAAAAACUUCCCUGAACAGGGCUGCCUUCAGAUGUCUUCUAAAUGUCAGGUAGUUGUUUAUCUCUUUGACAUCUAAUGGAAGGGCGUUCCACAGGGCGGGUGCCACUACCGAGAAGGUCCUCUGCCUGGUUCCCUGUAGCUUUGCUUCUCGCAGGGAGGGAACUGCCAGAAAGCCCUCGGCGCUGGACUUCAGCGUCUGGGCAGAAUGAUGGGGGUGGAGAUGCUCCUUCAGGUAUACUGGGCCAAGACUGUUUGGGGAUUGGCAUCCCUACAUAUUUACAACAGGCUGUGGAUGAGAUGGCAGGGCUGUGGCAAGCGGGAGGAUUUGGAGAAGGGCCAUAGCUCCAUGGUAGAGCAUCUUCCUUGGAAUGCAGAACCGUAGAGCUGGAAGAGGGACCACAAGGCUCAUCUAGUCCAACACAAGAGUCUUUUGCCCAAACUGGGACUCAAACCCACAGCCCUGAGAUUAAGAGUCUCGUGCUUUACCGACUGAGCUACAAGGAAGGUCCCAGGUUUGGUGGCUGACAUCUCCAGGCAGGGCUGGCUGGGUCCCCUGUCUGAGACCCUGGAGAAGCGCUGCCAGUCAGAGCAGACAAUACUGAACUAGGCAGCCCAAUAAUCUGACUCUGUAUGAGAAAGCUUCCUGUCCUCACAUGAAUACUAGUGGCUGGGAAUCGCAAGUGGAGAGAGGGUGCUGUUGCUUGUGAGCUUCCCAUAGACCUCUGGUUGGCCAAUGAAAUCUUCUUUCUUCUUUGGCGAUCACUCGUAGCCGAGUAAGAUUGUCUUCCAUAAACACGGUUUUAACAAUGAGUCCGUAAGUGCCUGUGGAGGCCAAUUCUGGAUCCACAUGUCCUUCCACUGUGGGGACAUUGGUUUCUGGGCAGGAGCUGAUCACGGUGUGGAUUUGCCAAGCGUGCCUUCCUCCUAGCACAUUUCUCCCUUGCAUCCUGAGUUUGAGUGUCUUCAAAGCCCAUGACACCUUUGGUAACGGCUGUUCUCCAACUGGUUGCACUCGCAGGCCAGUGUUUCCCAGUUGUCAGUGUUUAUACUACACCAAUGAAAUAGGAGGAAGUUGGAAUAAAAUCCAGAUCUAGCAGGGCUCUUCUUGUUCUCCUACUUUAACUGCACCGGACUCCUGUAAGAUGAUGGUGAUGAUUUUACUUUUACCACACCCAUCUGCUGUGUUGCCCCAGUAGUAGUGGUGGUGGCAAAAUUGGGUGGCCUUAAAAGGAGAUCACGCAGAGUCACAGAGGAUAGGGCUAUUGGUGGCUACCAGCCAGUCAUUUUCAAAAACCGAAUUCCACUUGCUGGGAGUUGCAAGUGGUGAGAGUUCAGUUGUCCUUGGGACCUCCUUGCAGGGAGUUCCAUAGUUACACUACAUGAAGGACUUUGUUUUACCUGUCUGGAAUUGUCCAACAUUCAGCUUCAUUGGAGGCCCACAACUUCUAGCGUUGCCUGUGUGGAAGAAGGAACUUUUCUCUGUCCACUUUCUCCAUGCCACAUGUAAUUUUAUAAACUUCUAUCCACCGCCUCUUUGAAUCAUAGAAUUGUAAAGCUGGAAGGGACUCUGAGGAUCAUCUAAUCCAGGGUUUCCCAAACUUGUGGUCUCUAGCUGUUUUUGGACCACAGUUCCCAUCAUCCCUGACCGCUGCUGCUGCUACCUUGGGAUGGUGGGAGCUGUAGUCCAAAAACAGCUGGAGACACAAGUUUGGGAAAUCCAGAUCCAGUCCAAGGAAUCUGCAGCUGUCCCAUAAGGGGACUGAACCUUUAACCUUGGCAUUAUCAGCACCAUGCUCUUACUCCCCCUUUCUCCAAACUAAAAAGUCACAAAAGCUGCAACCUUGAUGGGGGUGUCACUCCCCACUCCCUUGGUCAUCUUGCUUGCCCUUUUCCAACGUUUUCCAACUCUACAAUAUCCUUUUUGAUAGGAUUCCCAGAGGCGCCUGAUUGGUCUUUCUGAGAACAGGGUGUUAAAAUAGAUGGGCCUUUGGUCUGAUCCAGCAGCCUAGGUCUUACUUUUUUAUCCUUGGAAUGAAGAUAUAUAAGCAGAGAGAAAGAGAGUGAGUGAGUUUAGCCAACUGGGUGGGAUGCGAUUAAAUGGACUGCCUUCUCCUUGCCAUUAGACUUCCACUGCCUAACCUGGAGAUAAACUCUAGCCUCAGGGCAAAGGGAGAUGGGGGGGACCACAUACCAUAUGCAUUACUGGAGACGAGCGUGAAACUGUUGCGACUCGUUCUGGGUGCGAGCUGGAGGAAAAUGCGCCAGAGGGCUUCUGUCUCUCGCUCCUGAGUGUGGCAGAUCUGUGUCGGCAGGUAGUGACGGAGGGUGUUAAGCCUGCCUUGGGUUUUUCUUCUCGUGGCCUGCCGUCUGCACUCCAGGGAUGGGCAUUUCUGUCUGUUUAAUUUUCUCAUUUCUUCCCCACCCCCAACCCCCAUCUUAAGCAGAGUUUUCCACAUCGGUUUGCAACUGAAAAACAAGGCCUUGUGAAAAGUUGUCAGCAUUAGAGUAUGAAUUUUGGAGUGAGCAAUUUUGCCUAAUAUACAGUGAAACCUUGGUUCUUGAACUUAAUUCAUUCUGGAAGUCCGUUUGACUCCCGAAACCAUUUGAAAACCAAGGUGUAGCUUCCGAUUGGCUGCAGGAGCUUCCUGCACUCAAGUGGAAGCUGCGUCGGACGUUCAGCUUCUGAAAAACGUUCAAAAACCAGAACACUUACUUUUUUUGCUUUUUUGGUGUUUGGAAGCCAAUUUGUUCGUCAGCUAAGCUGUUUGAGAACCAAGGUUCCACUGUACUCGUGUUUGCAAAGAAAUCCCACCCUAAUAGAGAAUGCAUUUUUGGUAUGUCCUUUACAGGAAGAUAUUCUUGCAUUGCAGGGGGUUAGACUAGAUGAUCCUUGGGGUCCCUUCCAACCCUACAGUUCUAAUAUUCUAUUAUGUGUGCCUUUAUGCACACUUUACACUGUUACAUGCAUUUUUUUUGGUACUCAUUGCUGGGCUGUAGAAUUGCCUUGCAAAAUUCGGAGAAGCGGGGAUUUCAAAGGCUGGCUAUGUUUCCGAAAGCGCAAAUAGGUUUGUCUUGAAAUAGAAGGGAAUGAGAUUUCCUCUGAAUGGCCUCCUUGGAAAGGAGGCACCUCUGUCCAUAGCUAUCAACUUUUCCCUUUUCUUGCGAGGAAUCCUAUUUGGAAUAAAGGAAUUUCCCUUUAAAAAAGGGAAACGUUGACAGCUAUGCUUCUGUCUGAAACUAAAUGGCACACCCUUUAAUACUAAAAAGGAACCCUCUCUCAUUUCAGCCGGGAGCCUCUUGCUCUGUUCUUCCACAUGGUAUUAAGGAGCUAGGCCCUGUGAGGCACUCCUGAUGGGCCUCCCUUCAACUGUGCUAGGAAUGGUUCAUCUAAAAAUGAGCUGAAAUUCAGACCUGUCUCCUCCAAGCUGGCAGGCAUCUUGACCGCUCAAUGGCAGCUGCUGCGGCAAAGGGCAAGGAGGCCAACAGUAGGUGGCGCCAGAGUCGGGGACAGACAACUAAUUCCGGUUUUGUCCCCACCCUCUUCUCUGAUUGACACAGAGACUUUCCAAUCCAUUCCCUGGAACUUGUUCCCCAAUGUCCUACCUACCUAUAGUCCUUUCACCUCGAGAGGCAAGGGAUGGAAACAUCGGACCUUUCUGGUCAAGUAGGGGUCUUGAAGGCUGCAAGAUGAGGAGACCACAGGUGGCAGCUUUUAGUACAUUUUUGGCUUAUGGGAUGGUGAGCUUUCCCCCCACCCACCCUUCCAAUCCACAUCUAGGAGGACUUGAGAAGACUGCCAGAGGGCCAGCGAACAUAGAGUUAGACGACUUUCAGGAGAUAUCAAAUGCUUGGACAGCUUCCGUGCUGGAAUGAAUCUGGUCUUGCAGCAUUUUUCCCCUCUCUCUUCCCUCACUGCUGCCCCAUCCUGAGCUGCGAUAGGCCUGUGUGGGUCACCUGGGGUCCCCCCAACGGUGGGGUGGGGCCUGCGCUUGGCCCAGAUCCUGCCUGCUGCAUGCCCAGGUGUGUGUGGCAUUCUCUGUUGCUUUAGCAUGGCGGGGGAGGUGUUUGCUGUCUCCCCAGGCAGCUUGGUGGAGUCUCCCUUUUUCAGAAAACCUGCCGGAUUAGUGGUUAAGCUCGGAGAGCGUUUCACAAGACAAGAGGGUGUUUCUUUGGUUUUUCUUUCUCUACCCCCCCCCCCCACCGCCACCGCCUUCCCACUCCCCAGGUCCCACAAGCCCUUUAAAAAAAAAUAAAGUAAAAAUAAAGCCUGUAGGAACUCGCACUGCGCAGCAUUUCGGAGAAAUCAAAUAUAGAAGGGAACGUUCUGUCAGAUUCUCGGUGCCAAUGGCACGUUACGCGCAGCCGUGCGUUUCGUUUUUCCUCGGAGCUAGAGCCAGUGCCCAGAGAACCAGUGUGGUGUAGUGGUUAAGAGCGGUAGUCUUGUAAUCUGGUGAACCGGGUUUGAUUCGCCGCUCCUCCACAUGCAGCUGCUGGGUGACCUUGGGCCAGUCUCACUUCUUUGAAGUCUCUCAGCCCCACUCACCUCACAGAGUGUUUGUUGUGGGGGAGGAAGGGAAAGGAGAAUGUUGGCCGCUUUGAGACUCCUUCGGGUAGUGAUAAAGCAGGAUAUCAAAUCCAAACUCUUCAUAAGAAGAGGCCUGCUGGAUCAGGCCAGUGGAUCCUGUUCUUCCAGGUAUCCCUGGGAAGUCCAUCAGCCGGCCCUAAGUCCAGCAGGACUCUGCCCACCUGCGAUUGCCAGCAACUGGUCACCAGAGGCAUAAUACCUCUGAAAGCGGAGGUAGAUCUUGGCCAUCAUGGCUAAUAGCCACUGCAAGCCUUUGUCUCCAUGAAUUCCAUAGAAAUCAUAGAAUUGUAGGGUCUGAGGGGACUCCAAGGGUCAUCUAAGCCAACCCCCUACAACACUAUCUCGGCUAAAACAUCCAUGACUACUCAAUCUUUGCUUAAAAAGGAGUCCAUUCCACUGUCAAGCAGGUCUUUGUGUCAUAAAGUUGUUCCUGAUGUUUAGUAGGAAUAAUAACAAAAACAACAGCAAUAGUAAUAAAUUAUUAUUAUUAUUAUUAUUAUUAUUUGUACUCGACCCAUCUGCAUAGCUGUCAAGUGUCCCUUAUUUGAAGGGACAGUCCCUUAUUCCAGCGCCAUGUCCCGCUGCUGUCCCUUAUUGAUGGCUGUCCCUUAAAUGUCCCUUAAAUGAUGUCUCUUAAAUUUCAAAGGAAGCAGCUCCUCUCCCUCCCUCCCUGACGGCCAGGGAGGAGGGAGGCUCCAACUGUGUUGCUUGGCUGUGUUGCUCACCCAAUAAGAAGUCUAAGAAUGACUGGGGGGUGGAGCUUGCAUGCCUUGUGUGUGGCUAGUUAAUACAAGCUGAGGGGUUUUUUGAAUGCUGGACGCCAUUUUGUUGCACAUGCUGCUGCAAACUUUGCAGUGCAAAGCCAGGCCGGGGAGCCAUCUUAAGUUGAGACUGCAUAGGCCUUGUGGUGCAUGUGAUUCAGAUUCUAUUCAGUUGAACCUCUGGUUACAAAGUUGGUUGGACAGUGUUCUCAAAGCUACCAGCAUGAGUUUGACCAGACUGCCGGAGGACAGGAAGACUGGAGUGCCUGGAACAGGUGCGGCUGCAGGCAGGUCCCUUAUUUUGGCUGCUGGUCCCUUAUUUUCAAGGCUGCUGGUCCCUUAUUUUCAAAUCUGUAAGUUGACAGCUAUGCCCAUCUGACUGUGUUGCCCCAGCCACUCUGGGUGGCUUCCAGCACAUACAAAAACAUAAUAAAGCAUUAAACCUUAAGAAGCUUCCCUAAAAAUUAAUAAUCUCCUUUCCUGUAACUGGAAGCCAUUGAUUCGGGCCUGACCCUCCGAAGCAGGAGAAAACAAGCUUCCCCCAUCCCCCAUGUGACAGCCCAUCUUGUGGCAGUGAGUUCCGUAGUUCAGCUUAUGGGAGAACGGGAAGAGCCUUGAGGCCGCCCGUCCAUAGUUAGUGCCUGGAGAGCAGACUCAAUAAACACACAACCGGCGGAACUUUUGAAUAAAUAAGGUAUACUAUUCAUUGUAUCAAAUUGUAGAUUUCAACGGAAGUCUCAUAAAGUUCAAUGAAGAAAGCAGAAGACCCAGUGGAUCAGUUCAUUCUCUAGUCAGUUCAUGCGUAAGGUCCAUACAUGUAAAAGUAUCUAUUCCACUUGUCUGUUCAAAGACUCCAAUAAUCCACAUGAAGCAUUGUUACAGUUCCACAGAAUCCUUUCACAGAGUCUAAGACAAGGAUUUCCGGAAUAUUAGCCUUGUUUCGCCAUCCUAGGCUUCAUCAGUAGAACAGGCUCAUAUGUAAUAUUACAGGAUAGUGGAUCUUAUAGCAUAGUAGCGGUUGCAGUCAGACACGCCAGACACACCGUCCCAGUCUUCCUCAGUGUGGGAAGGUGUGUUGCAUAUCUAUUUUAAUGGUAGCAAUUGUUUCUAAAUUGCACACCUAACAUCGGCACAUGUACAUUUUGUGCAAAUCUCUUUCCUUGGGAGGGAGGGGGCAAUGCGUAAGCAGCUGCCUUGAUUACUAUCAGCCAGUGUCAUUUUGGACUUGCAGCUGUCCAUGGAGGUGCAGGUCAAUUCUGUGUCCAGGACAACUGUCUACCAGCUCCAUCUGGUACGCAGGCUGAGACCCUACCUACCCGCAGACAGUCUCGCCAGAGUGGUGCAUGCUCUGGUUGUCUCCCGCUUGGACUACUGCAAUGCGCUCAACGUGGGCCAACCUUUGAAGGUGACCUGGAAACUACAACUAAUCCAGAAUGCGGCAGCUAGACUGGUGACUGGGAGUGGCCCCCUAGACCACAUAACAUCAGUUCUGAAAGACCUGCAUUGGCUCCCAGUAUGUUUCUGGGCACAAUUCAAAGUGUUGGUGUUGACCUUUAAAGCCCUAAACAGCCUCAGCCCAGUGUACCUGAAGGGGCGUCUCCACCCCCAUUGUUCUGCCCGCACACUGAGGUCCAGCUCCAAGGGCCUUCUGGAGAUUCCUUCACUGUGAGAAGUGAAGUUACAGGGAACCAGGCAGAGGGCCUUCUCAGUAGUGACACCCGCCCUCUGGAACUCCCUCCCAUCAGAUGUCAAGGAAAUAAACAACUAUCAGACUUUUAGAAGACAUUUGAAGGCAUUUGAAGACAUUUGAAGGCAGCCCUGUUUAGGGAAGUUUUUAAUAUUUGAUGAGUUAUGGUAUUUUAGUAUUUUGUUGGAAGCUGCCCAGAGUGGCUGGGGAAACCCAGCUAGGUGGGCGGGGGUAUAAAUAAAAUUAUUAUUAUUAUUAUUAUUAUUAUUAUUAUUAUUACUAUUAUUAUUAUUACUAUUACUAUUAUUACUUGGAAACUGCUUUCAGCAAGUCUAGGAGCUCAGUUUUAGCCAGGUUUAGGCUCUCUACCUGAUCAAUAGUUACUUUAAAAAUAAAAAAAAUUAGCAUCUUAUAUGUAACAUCCUGGAAAUAUUAAGAGUAUAAGAAAAGAAGGGCAAAAAAGGUAAUUCUACCAGUAUUACAAAAAGCCGAUACAGUAAUGAAAAAUUCACAAAGCUAUUCAUACAAUGGUCUGGAUCAAUAUCCAAUGUGCUGUUGAAAAAAAUAAAUAGUUCCAGGUGACAAUCGUAUAUCGAUAUGGUAUUUCAAUAUAUGUCAUUGUAUUAUCCAAGCACCCCAAUUAAUUUUAAUACAUCAUGCAUAUCCUGAACUGAUCUAAUUGAACAUUGCAAACCCAUGUUGUACGUUUGGCAGUAACCAACAUUUCUUGUGAUAUUUAAGGAAUAUAAUUCAAUUAGCCAUGAAAUUAUCCUGGUUUUGGGUUGCGUCUGACUGAGUCCUGCUCGGAGACGAACCAUUGGAAUGAAUGGACCGAAGUUAGUCAUGCCCAUUAAUUAUUAUUAUUUUUUUAAUAAAUAUUUUUAAUUAGAUUUUCCAUAAAAAAAAAACAUUUUUACAAAAUUAUACAUCCAUUUUUAACUUAAACCCUUUUUGCCAGAACUUCCCUCAGCUUGUCUGAUAAUUUUCCGUUUAUUUUUUAUCCUCGUCUCACAUUUCCCAAUAUUAUAUUGCACUCAAAUACUCUUAAUCACAUCAUAUUUUUUAAACAAUAUUUCUAACAGUAAUUUCACAGAGCUUCUUGAAAGCCAACGAACGUUAUUUGCUCAUCACAUAAAUUUUUGAUAUACUCUGUAAAUUUCUUCCAGUCCUCGGAGAAUCUCUGGUCACGUUGGUUCCUAAUUCUCCCCGUCAAUCUGUCCAUUUCUGCGUAUUCCAUCAGUUUCAUCCUCCAUUCUUCUUUCGUGGGCAUCUCUUCCUGUUUCCAUUUCUGUGCCAGCAAAAUUCUGGCUGCUGUUACUGCAUACAAAACUAAUUUCACAUCUUUUUUACUAAUUUCAUUAUCCAGUAUUCCCAACAAGAGAGCUUCUGGUUUUUUAACAAAAGUAUAUUUCAACAUUUUCUUUAACUCAUUAUAGAUCAUCUCCCAGAAGCUUUUUACCCUCUUACAUUCCCACCACAUAUGGUAAAAUGUUCCUUCUGUCUCCUUACACUUCCAACAUUUAUUACACACUUUAUACAUUUUACCCAGUUUUACUGGUGUUAUAUACCAUCUAUAUAACAUCUUCAUAACAUUUUCCUUAAUCGUUGUACAAGCUGUAAACUUUAACCCAUCCUUCCAUAAUUUAGUCCAUUUCUCAAAUUCAAUAUUAUAUCCGAAAUCUCUAGCCCAACUAAUCAUAACAGAUUUAACCUCUUCGUCCACAGUAUUCCAUUCCAACAAUAUUUUAUACAUUUUAGAUAAAAUUUUCACUUCAUUGUUUAAGAUUUCUUGUUGAAAUCUAGAUUCUUUUCAGAAUAUCCCCUCUCUAAAACCUCUUUUUUAAACAUUUCAUUUAACUGAAAAUAAUGCAGCCAAUCCUUAACAUAUUCUUUUACUUUUUCAUAUGGUUUCAAUUUCCACUUAUUUCCUUCCUUUUUUAAUAGUCUCUCAUAUGUUAUCCAUCUCCCGCUCAUAUUUAUCUUUUUAAUACUCAUAACCUCUAAUGGUGAUAACCAAUGUGGAAUCUUUGGUUCUAAUACAUUUUUAUACCUAUUCCAAACUACAAUCAAAGAUCCUCUAAAGAUGUGGUUCUCAAACCCUUUAUGUAUUCUUUUUUUAUCAUACCAUAAAUAUGCGUGCCAACCGAAUCUAUUAUCAUAACUUCAUCCAUUCUUUCAACCAACAAAGACAUGAUGCUUCAUAAUAUAACCUCAAGUCUGGCAGGGCGAAACCUCCUCUUUCUCUUGCAUCAGUUAAUAUCUUAAAUUUAAUUCUUGGUUUCUUGCCCUGCCAAAUAUAUCUUGAUAAUAUUCUUUGCCAUUCUUUAAAUAUUGUCACUCCUUUUAUUAUUGGUGUUGUUUGAAAUAAAAAUAACAUUUUUGGUAGCACAUUCAUCUUUAUCGUUGCAAUCCUUCCCCAAAAUGAGAAUUUCAUUCUACCCCACACCUCCAGGUCCUUUUUUAUCUUAUUCCAUACUGGUACAUAAUUAUCGUGAAAUAAAUCAAUACCUCUAGUGGUUAGUGUAAUCCCUAAAUAUUUAACUUUUCUCACCAUUUCAAUCCCUAAUUGUUGCUGCAAUCUUUCAAUUACAUCCUGUUCAAUGUUUUUUGUAAUUAUUUUGGUUUUCUUUCUGUUUAACUUAAAGCCGGCCACCUCUCCAAAUUGUUCUACCUCUUCCAACACUUCAUCUACACUCUUCGUGGGAUCUUCUAUUGUAAUAACUAAAUCGUCCGCAAAAGCUUUGACUUUGUAUUGAUUUUGCCCUACUGACACUCCUUUGAUAUUCUCAUUAUUCCUUAUUGAUCUUAAGAAGACCUCCAAUACCGAGAUUAAUUAUUAUUAUUAUUAGUAGUGGUGGUGGUAGUAUUUAGGGUGUGGGGCAGGCAGAUGUGGUUGGAGCUUCACAGGCCAUAUUUGAACCCCUGUCAGAUCACAUUCCCUGUUUGUUUGUUUGUUUGUUUGUUUGUUUGUUUGUUUGCCGCCCAUCUGACUGGGUUGCCCCAGCCACUCUGGGCAGCUCCCAACAAUAAGUAUUGGGAGUAAGUAUAGCAUUGCAGUUAGGGCUAUUUCCCAUCUUAAAAAUUUUAGGGUUGUAUCCCACUCUAGUCCUACUUGGAGGAGAGCCACUGAAAACAACAACUUUAGUCAUGUUCAUGUACUUUAAUGGAUCUACUCUGAGUAGGACUAGUGUGGGAUACAAUGCAGCAAUUUCUAUGGGUCUACUCUGAGUACAGCUUAGUUGGCCAUAACCUGCAAAUAUAUUAUUUUUCUCUUUUUUUUUUAAAAAAAAACCCUCAUACUCCAACCACACAUAGAAAAAUACAUAUAUCCCCACCCCCCUUUCCUAUUUUUGUGGCGGGAGUAAUUCUUAAUGAUUUUAUGCAUUGUUGUUUAGUCGUUUAGUCGUGUCCGACUCUUCAUGACCCCAUGGACCAGAACACGCCAGGCACUCCUGUCUUCCACUGCCUCCCGCAGUUUGGUCAGACUCAUGUUUGUAGCUUCGAGAACACUGUCCAACCAUCUCGUCCUCCAUCAUCCCCUUCUCCUUGUGCCCUCAAUCUUUCCCAACAUCAGAGUCUUUUCCAGGAAGUCUUCUCUUCUCAUGAGGUGGCCAAAGUAUUGGAGCCUCAGCUUCACUAUCUGUCCUUUAUGCAUUAGCGCAGAAGUAAUAUAGUCUCAUUAGCUUGUAACAGUUCUCUGUAAUUGCCACAUUCUAGGGAAGUGCAUGGUUUUUUUUAAUCUACCCCCCCCUUAAAAAAAAACCCUUUGUAGGAACCCUAAGCCCAGUUCACCCUAUAUUCCCUAAUUCUUUCUGGCUCUGUAUCAUGUUUGACAAGCAGCCGAUAACAUCUUUGCAAAUCCAUGUUUGUUGUUUUUCAUUAUUAAUUUCUCAAAUUCUCUUGCUUCUCUUAAUUGCUCGUGUAUGCUGAGAUAUUCCUGAACACAAUAGAGAACAUAGAAGUGUUCACACAAUAGGGAAGGAAUCCCUUUCAAUCUCUGAGUAAGAGACUAUAUUCCUCUGAAAUAUUACAUCCUGAAACAUACAUAUAUAUAUCUCCAUAUUUUAAAGUUUUUACUUGUAUCCAUCCUUUAUAUUGGUAAAUCCUGACUCAGGUGUAGAGUGGCUUGUACUCAGCACCUGUUUAUAUCAAACUCAUUUUCUAAACAGAUCUGACUUUAAGAAAUUCUCUUCAACAAUCAUUAUCCCCCACCUAAUAUCUUCUGAAAGUGUGCCUUCAUUAUAUGCUGCUCAAACCUUGAAAUAAGAGAAUUUGGUUCUCUUACCAAAUUUACAGUUUGCAAUGUACACUAAACUCUAAUUUGGGAUGAAACGGAGGCAGAAUAAUUAGGCAAACGGAAUACUCUGAAACCGCAUCCUCUGCUCGUUCAUAAAUGCAACACAGGGACUUGGCGGUACCUUAAACCCAACAAAUUUAUGAUGCUCAGAAGCUUUUGUGAGCUACAGUCCAAUAAUGAGAAAGAUGUCAUGCUUGCCUCAGUUUUCAGGUGUAGAGAAUGGGCACAUAAGGAGGAAAUGGUAAGCUGUGGAACCUGAUGGAAAUGAGGCGCAUACCACCUUCUUCUUCGUAGAAUAAUAAUAAUGAAGAAGAAUGCUUUCAGCUCAAUUUUUAUCUCCUUACUUGCAUGCAUAUAUGCAUGCCAACUGGGGAUAGCAUUGCAUAUGAGGACAUAUGCUCCAGAUAGCUGCCACCAUAAAUCUUAGUUUUUACUGUAGGUACAGCCCUCUCUCGUGUCCUCACCAAACGUGCCUUUGAGGGUGGUGGGAAUGAGACAAAGGCCUCCCCCGACAAGUUCAGCUUUAGUGAAACCUUUACAAAAUUAAUAUUCUCUAAUUCUAACCAAAUUCUUUACUAUGGUCUUUGGUAGUUAAGUUACUGUUACGAGACUCAGCUGCUUCCAUUUUGGCUAAUUCUAUACUAUGCUGCUGUUGCAUGGAAUCGUUGUUAAAACAUUUUUCUGUAAUUGUACAUAAGCUGUGUUUUGCUUUUUCAGAAAAUGUUUUUAAUUGUACGAUUGUGUUGCUGAAACCCACCCCUGGGACCUUGCGGUGAAGGGGGCUGCAGAGAAAUCUGACAACUGAAUACAUAAAUUGACCCCACCUUUUUGUUUGUUUGUUUGCUUGCUUGCUUGUUUUGCAAAAUUGCUUGGAGGCAGCUUUGCCGCUGGAAUUGCAAAAAUACAAUAAGCCAUGCAAAAUGAAAGCAAGGGGUACGCACGCGCACGCACGCACACACACAUACAUCCAUAUGCACGCACAACAUCAGAUAAAAACGCCAGUAAAUAUAAAGACGGUAGGAGCCAAGCAAAGUUAAAGAGAAACCCAAAUAAGAGCAGCAGAGAGGUCAAGCAUCAUUAAAAACCAGUGAGGUUGAACUGAAUAUUUCUUCUGUGCCUUUAUUAAUCCUUUGCGCCAGAAUUUCCUUGGAGAUAUAUAUAUGUAUGAAUGUAAUACCCACACACCCCUUCCCACCUCCUGGGUUAUUGCUAAUAAUUUUUUAACGCAUAGCAUUCUGAAUAGCAGUUUCAAUAGCUUACAGCACUUCGUUUCUGUUUUCUUGCUCCAGUUCCAACAACAGCUUUGUAAGGCGGACCAGUUUUGUUCUCGCCCUGUUGCAAAUGGGCAGCAGAGGGUGGGCAGAGAGACUGGCUUGCUUUAAGACAGGAGUAGCCAACAUGGCGCGCUCCAGAUGUUGCUCCCGUCAGCCCCAACCAGCACAGGCAGAGGUGAGAGGUGAUGAGGUUUGUGGCUCAGCAAAAUCUGGAGGAACUGCCAUGGCGGCCCCUGCUUUGAGGCCACCUGAUGAUGUCAUAGCCGAGGCAAAAUUCGAACUCAAGAUCAGUUUCUCCAGUGAUUUCAAGGAAUGACUUUUGGGGGACAUAGGUGAAAAAGCCAAAGACGUCUUGAGCCUUCCCCCACCAAUAUAGAGGGUUUUGUUGUUGUUGUUUCGGGGGGAGAGCAGUCUUGUAAGUUAAACAGCCUGCCUGAUGGCAGAAAUCCAGAGCUACAGCAGGAACCCUGUGCAAUAGAGUUUGACCGGGUUGGGGCAGGACAUGUCAAUAACGACAUAUGAUUGACAGGUGGGUUGUCCCAUCUGUCGUAGUUGGCUUGCUCAGCGGAGCAGAAAUGAUUCCCCGCCCCCUGUUCUGGGCAAUUGAUUUGUACAGUCAAGAAGAUGCUCAGGCAAACAUCUAGGCUCCCACAAGAGGCAGGGAUGGCCACCAAACUGGAUCCUGAAGGGUAAGAUUAUCAAUGGCUACUACCCACAAUGGCUAUUUCCCAUUGCCAGAGGCAGGGCAGGGUGCCUCUGAAUAUGAGCUUCUGGGAAUUGCAGGUUGGGAGAGUUUCUGCUCCGGCCUUGAGGCAUCUGGUUGGCCACUGUGCAAGCAGGAUUCUGGACUUAGAUGGGCCACUGGGUCGAUCCUGCAGGGCCGUUACUGUCUUAUUCCAGAGAGGUGCUUGCCACCCAUUCUGGUUCCUCCCUGGCCUUGGAAAGGGCACCGCAGGACAGGGGUUUGUGGUAACUUGGGCUGGGUCGAGGGCGUGGCGCCACCACCUCGCCUCUUAUUUUUUACGAGAGUGCGUGUGUGGUGAAGCAGCCCUGGGGGCGAAGACUUGACUUAGAGAAGAGCCCAGGCAGCGGCGCUUCGGUUGCUAAGCGGAUUGGAUGUUUUUGUGUAAAUGUUUUUCUUACGCAGAUGGCCCGAGGACUGUCUGUACAGGAGAUACAGUGUCUGCAGAAGAGGGACAGCAGGUUUGUGCAAUGUUUUUCUGGCCUGGGCAUGCUCGGAAAACAUUGUUACCUGGGCAGCCAGCUCCCCUCGUAGGACUGCAAGGGGAAUAGAAUGGGCUUCUGGCUCCCCGUCGUGGCACCUGAUAGGCUGCAGUGAGAUAGGUCAAUGGGACGAUCCAGCACCCAGGCUGUUCUUACGGUUCCAUUUCUGUUUUAAUUUUCAUCCAUCUAUUGUCCAGAUCAAGGGAAGCCACAGUCCCACUCUGUUCUGCCUUGGUCAGACCACACUUGGAAUACUGUGUCCAGUUCUGGGUGCCACAAUUUAAGAAGGGUAUUGAGAAGCUGGAACUUGUACAGAGGAGAGCGACCAAGAUGACUAAGGGUCUGGAAACCCAGUUGAGGGAGUUGGGUAUGUUUAGCCUGGAAAAGAGGGAGCUAUGAUAGCCAUCUUCAAAUAUCUGAAAGGCUGUCUCAUGGAAGAUGGAGCAAGCUUGUUUUCUCCUCCUCUGGAGGGUAGGCUUGAACCAAUGGCUUCGAGUAACAAAAAAAGGAGAUUCCGACUAAACAUCAGGAAGAACUUUCUGAAAGUAAGAGCUGUUCAACAGUGGGAUGCAUAUACAUUGGGAUAUAUUUUUAAAACCUCCCCUUCAGAAGGCUUGUUGAAAGAACAAUGUCUUCAACAGGUGCCCAAGAGACUACAGAGAUAGUGCCUGUUUGAAACAGCAGAGAGCUUGCUUCACAGCUGAGAUGGGGUUUGGACCCAGGUUUGCCCAGUUUGAAUCAUAUAGUUGGAAGGGACCACAAGUGUCAUCUAGUCCAACCCCCAGCAAUCUUUGGCCCAAUGUGGGGCUCAAACCCACAACCCUGAGAUUGAGAGUCUCAUGCGCUACCAACUUUAACCACCACACUUAUCAUUAAGAACAGUGUCGCAAUUCAGCUUCUCUUGGUGUGGGAUUGCAAUUUUAUUUAAACGUAGAGCCAUGCGGUUCUGCUUAGAGCUGGGGUUAAGACAUAAGAACAAAGUAAGCUGCCUUGUACUGCAUCAGACAAACAUCCAUCUAGUUUAGCACUGUCUACACUGACUCUAGGGACACGGGUGGCACUGUGGGUUAAACUACAGAGCUUAGGGCUUGCCAAUCAGAAGGUCGGCGGUUCAAAUCUCCGCAAUGGGGUGAGCUCCCGUUGCUCGGUCCCUGCUCCUGCCAACCUAGCAGUUUGAAAACACAAAGUGCAAAUAGAUAAAUAGGUACCACUCCAGCGGGAAGGUAAACGGUGUUUCCGUGCACUGCUCUGGUUUGCCAGAAGCGUCUUAGUCAUGCUGGCCACAUGACCCGGAAGCUGUGCACCGGCUCCCUCGGCCAAUAAAGCAAGAUAAGCACCGCAACCCCAGAGUCAUCCGAGACUGGACCUAAUGGUCAGGGGUCCCUUUACCUUUACCCUUUACACUGACUCUAUCUCAGCUCUCAGGCAUGGGGCAAUCCUUACCUGUAGAUGCCAGGGAUUGAAUGUAGGACCUUCUGCAUGCAAAGCAGAUGCCCUAACACUGAACUGCGGGCUGUUGUUGUUUGCAUAGCAUGGGCUUGCAACAUCUUUGUAGCUGUUCUCUGAUACACUGUCUUUUCAGCACCCAUAGGUGACGAAGAGGCUUUUUUUGAAAAAAAUGAUUCCCCCUCCCUUAUGUAGACAAUAGUCUGGUUGUACUGGUAGGGCGAAUGACCUGGGAAGCGGGGAGCAGGGGGAGGCAGGCUCCAGCAGGGUAAAGCCGUAGAAAAGCUACCACUUAACUCUACAGGAAUUUCCCCCCUCUGUUGAGUCCUGCAAGCAGCUAAUUUUAGUGUUGCAAGAAAAACAAGAGUGGGUUUAAGGGAUCCUUUUCUCCUCCCAGCAGAAGCUCUUGGGCUUAGCCGGGAGUAGGCAGGGCUCCUCUUCGGAGUUGGCAGCAACUUCUCUGCAGCUCUGGCUUGGCGGUACCUCCAAGCGGAGAAGAGGUCUCGCUCAGUGAUCAGAGGCAGCACCCCCCACCAACGACUCACCUAGCAAAUCUGCAACCUGGACUUUGGCAGCGUUCCAGGAACACACAGCUUGGCGUGUGCAACUGAGUCAAAGGAAACACCCCCAAUAUUUUUUGUUUAUUUCCUUGAUAUUUUGAGGUGUACAGGUUGCCUCCCUGCGCUAAGGGCUGCUAGGCAAUCAUUUUUUAAAAAUGCAGUUCCGAAAGCUGCAUUUGAUGCCAUUUAAUUCUAAUGGGUUUAGUGCUCUCUCUGUCCAGCCCCAGAUCUAUAUGUAAGCACCUCGGGGCUUAGACCUGUCUUGUGACCAUGUCAGUCCUUUAAGCAGAGGUGGGUAGAUUUCAGAGUUGUGGGAAAUAGUUUGGUUCGGAUUUUUUUAUUUUACCAGAACCAGCUGGAGCCAUGUGCAAAAGACAUGUAGUUAGAAUUAAAAAGCUGAGUGCCUCGUUGGAGCACAUUUUGAGCCUCAUAAGUUGUUUCGGUACCAGAACUGACCUGAACUCCCAGCCCUUUUACACCCAGUUCAAGAGACCAAUUUCAUAUUUGUGGUUCCUUUUCUCAUCUUGAGCAAAUAGCUGGAAUUCAAAAGGGGUUUUUAUGUCCUUUAUAAAUUUUUAGACUUUUGUGAUCCCUGCAUUUCAUGAAACCUGUACUGAAAGGCUGCACUUUCUUCCUUGUUUGCAAAAUAAUGCAGUCCUGCACAUUAUGACGCGAACCUCCUCUGACAUGUUUACGUAAUGUUUGUCUGAUACAAAGGUUUGGGGAGAAGAAGAAGAAAUCACCAUUCUGUGGCAAGUCACGAAGCAGGAGCUCCCAAUCUGUCUUCUGCCCCAGAGUAUGUUUCAUUUUUCAUUCUUUGUAUUUAUACCCCACCUUUUUCUCUAAGGAGCUCAAGGUGGCAUUUAGGGUUGUCCCGCUCCUCGAUUGAUUCCCACAACGACCCUGUAAGAUAGGUUAGGCUGAAAGGCAGCAACUGACUCAACACCACCCAGUGAGAUUCAUGGCUGAGUGGGGAGUCUGUCCCAGGUCCUAGUCCACACUGUAUGUGGCAGCUCCUACUGAAGCAGCUUAAUAACAACUGCUUACCAAUAUUUUGGAUUUAUAAUUAUGAUUAGGAACUGCCUGUGGUCACCCAACCACCCUUGAUUUUAAGAGCGCUUUAGAGUUUGUUUGCUUCUUCAUUAAAUUUAUAUUUCUCCCUUCCUCCCAAAGGAGCCCAGGGUGGCAUACACAUCACUAAUAAAACAAUACAAUCAAACAACUAAAAGAAAGAAAGAAAGAAAGAAAGAAAGAAAGAAAGAAUCCCACAUAUAAAUACAAUUAAAAACAGUUCCAGUACAGAUGUGGAUUAGGAUCAAAAUAUCUUCUUGAAAGUCUUCUUGAAAGAGGAAGGUCUUUAGCAGGUGCUGAAAAGAGAAUAGAGAUGUCAUCCAUCUCAUAUUUAACAGGUGUUCCAAGAGAUGGGGGCCACCACACUGAAGGCCUUGUUCCUAUAUCAUAUGGAAUGUUCUUCCUGAUAAAAAAGUAUCAGCAGAAGUUGUCUCCUAGAAUGCAGUGACUAAUAUAUAAGGGACUGAGAUUACCUUUUAGGUAUUAAAUUACGAUGGUUGCAAAGAGAAGCUCGGAGUUGUGAAUGUAAAUGGGACUCUGGGUUUCUGUUUAAACUGAUGAGAUGUUUCUGUCUGUGGGGGAGCCUCUUGGCGUUUUUCUGGUCUGAUAAUGAGUAACCCAAGCAUGUCAGGGUUGUUCUUUGGAAUAGCAGUGGCUGAGCAGUGUUUUAAGAUUAUUCGCGCAGAGUAAAUCUUUCAUGGCGGAUGAGGGCCUCAUUCACCAUCCAAGCUUCUUGAUUCAAAAGCAAGCCCAUGGAGUCUUGUGCCACAUAAUAAUAUUUUUAAAAUUUAUAUCCCACUCUUCUGGCUGGGUUUCCCCAGCCACUCUGGGUAGCUCCCAACAGAAUAUGAAAAACACGAUAAAACAUCAAACAUUAAAAAACUUCCCUAAACAGGGCUGCCUUCAGAUGUCUUCUGAAAGUCAGAUAGUUGUUUAUUUCCUUGACAUCUGGUUGGAGGGCAUUCCACAGGGCGGGUCCCACUACUGAGAAGGCCCUCUGCCUUGUUCCCUGUAACAAGCACAAGCAACAAGCAAACCAAUAAAUCAAUAGAUUUAUUGUGCCACAUGACCAGAUCCUGUGUUGAGGAUUCCUACGGCUGUGCCCCCCACUGUGCUGUGCAAAGGUGCAAAUGGUGGUGGCAGAAUCAGGUCACGUCCACAAACCACAUACUCCAUAUCUGGUGUGCUCAAUCUGCUGGCUUUUGAAGCCUCGUCCACACCAUGUUAGCCACAAUCCAUAUCGAUCCCAUAGUUUCUUGACUAGGCAUAGGCAAACUCGGCCCUCCAGAUGUUUUGGGACUACAACUCCCAUCAUCGGAUGAUGGGAGUUGUAGUCCCAAAACAUCUGGAGGGCCGAGUUUGCCUAUGCCUGUUCUUGACAAACAGAAUCGUGGAAUUGUCGGAUUGGAAGGGAACCCAAGGGCCAUCUUAGUCCAACUCCCUGCAAUGAAGGAAUCACGGCUAAAGAGUCCCUGGCAGAUGGUCAACCAACCUCUGCUUUAAAAACUCCGUGGAAGGAGAGUCCAUCACCUUCCAAGGAAGUCUAUUCCACUGUCAAGCAGCUCAUACGGUCAGAAGGUUCUUCCUAAUGUUUAGCCAGAAUCUCCUUUCUUGUCAUUUGAAUCCAUUGGUUUUUGGGUCCUGCCCUCUGAUGAUCUCAUAGACCUUACAAUAACCUUGAACGAGGCAUUAUGGCAUAGUGCAACCUUCUCCGGCUUGAUGUCCUUCAGAUGUUUUGAGCUGCAACUUCCAUCAGCCAGGAUGGCCCAUGGUCAGAGAUGCUGGGAGCCGCAGUCCAAAGCAUCUGAAGGAGGGCACCAGACUGGGUGGAAAGAUUGGCAGAGUGGUUAAGAGUGUGGGGCUAUAACUGGAGAGAACUGGGUUCAAAUCCCCACUCCGCCACAUAGCUCAUUGGCAGAACAUGAGCCAGUUCCUUGGCCUUGAGCCCCACAGGGUUGAUGCAAGGAUAAAAGCAAGGAGAGCCACAUACACCAUUUCCUUGCAGGAAAGCUGGGAUAGAAGGAAUGAGUGAGAUAACCAGCUUCAAGCCAAGAGAGGGUGACUCAGGAGAUUAGGGUUAAAGGCAGCAGAGUCUAGAGGAGACUUGGGCAUUUGCUAGGGCUGGCUCCAGGUUUGAGGGAGCCCUUAGUCCCCGAGGGCCGCCAUUUUAAUUUCCCAUAAUGCCCUGGUGUGCCUGAUGCAUUGUUGUUGCUCUAGGCCAUUGUGGGGAAAUUAAAUGGCUGCUAGGGCUUGCACCAGGUUUGAGGGAGCCCUUGGCCCCUGAGGGCCGCCAUUUUAAUUUCCCACAAUGCCCUGGUGUGCCUGAUGCAUUAUUGUUGCUCUAGGCCAUUGUGGGGAAAUUAAAUGGCUGCCUGCCGCCGUUACCACUGCCUAGAAUAGGCGUCGGUGCUGGCGAUUCCUGCUGGGGGACUGGCUUGGGGUCCCAGCAAGUGCUUGAGGGUGCUGGGUGCUGGUGCCAGGCCUGCUCUUCACAGAUGGAAACCUGAGCGAGACGGAAACCUGAGUGCGAACGCUCCCGUUCAGCUCUGUGCCAAGACACGUGCCCCAGCAGUUGGCUUCCAAAGGCGAAAAGGAUGCUUUCUCUCCCUCCCUGCCUCCCUCUCUCUGUUUGGACUCUCCUAAACCUGAGAAGCCGCAGAACAUUUAUUUUGUUUGUUGUCCAUAAAGAAAGGGAGGAGAACCUGUCAAGCUGUCAGACAGCGAAAAGCUCACGGGACGUGUCGCUGCUCGCAUUCCCCCCCCCCUCCAAUUGGCGUGAGCGAAUUCGGCCUAGAGGGAACUAACCGACUCUAGUCUCAAAACAAUGUUCCCCUGAAAAUCUCUCCUCUUUUCUCUGCAAUUUAUUUCUCCUCUCCUCUCCCUCCCCACUCCACAAUCCUACUUUUACCUGCUCCUACCUGCAUAAGCACCAGAUUUUAACUGACCUGCAAAAGCUAUUCUCCACCCCCUUACAUUACUUUUGCCACACGGCUGAAAGCUUACUGCAGGUUAAGCUAGAACAUGCAAGAGUUGCAUCUGGUGCUAGAGUUACCCAGAGUAAAGGUAAAGGGACCCCUGACCAUUAGGUCCAGUCGUGGCCGAUUCUGGGGUUGCGGCACUCAUCUCGCUUUAUUGGCCGAGGGAGCCGGCGUACAGCUUCCGGGUCAUGUGGCCAGCAUGACUAAGCCGCUUCUGGCGAACCAGAGCAAUGCAAAGAAACGCCAUUUACCUUCCCGCUGGAGUGGUACCUAUUUAUCUACUUGCACUUUGACAUGCUUUCAAACUGCUAGGUUGGCAGGAGCUGGGACCGAGCAACGGGAGCUCACCCCAUCAUGGGGAUUCGAACCGCCGACCUUCUGAUCGGCAAGCCCCAGGCUCUGUGGUUUAGAUCACAGUGCCACCCGCAUCCUUUUUUUUUUUUUUACCCAGAGUAGACCCGCUGAAAUCCGUGGUCAGGACUAACCUGCAUUGCAUGGACCCAACCCUACAGUUCUGUGGUUCUAACUUAGGUUCACUAAUUGCAAUGCAUCUACCCUGAGUAAGACUUAAGUCGGCUGUAAUUCUUGCUGCACUGCUUGUUUUUCAUUCAAAGGGGAAAUACUUCAGGAGGGAUUGAUUUGUGAGUCUCUUCAUACUGGGCUUUGUUUUUGCAGGUGAAUUCUGCAACAUGCCAUCAAAACAGUAAAAAUUAUACUGGACCGUUCACACAUUUGCUUUAUAUGGGAAUAGCUGCAAAAAAUAACGGAGCUCAUUUAAAAUUAUAUAAAUAAGUACUUGCAGUGUGAAGUCUUGUGUUAUAAGAACUGUAACUUUAAGAGCUUGGGCCAAUGCUUUCUUGCUUCCUCCUCCCUUCCAUUCCUUUUUCCUCGUGUGUUAUGUCUUUUUAAAUUGUCAGCCUGAGAGAACUGAUUUCUGCAAGCUGCUCUGAGAGCCUUUUUGGCUAAGAUGAGGGCAUAUAAAUGUCAUAAAACUCAUAGAUCAUGUCAACAGCAUGAAUAUUUAUAUUUAAAGGUUUGUGCAAUGGGUUUUAAGGGUUGCAGGAAAUGCUAGUCUUACUCAGAGUAGUCCCGCUGAAGCUAAUGAAUAUGGCUUAGAUGUCUGGCUCUUCUAAGGCUAUACAGAACCUUCUCUAACUACAUAGAACCUUUAUUCUCAAUAAUAAUGGAUAAUACUUUUAUUUUUUAUAUUUGUAAAGGGAAUCUUUGUAUGAGUUUAUUCUCCCAUAGGAGCUGUGCUGGAUCUUUGUACUUUCAUCCUUCCAGGCGAUGGCGCUUUGUAGUUUAAAUUUUGGAUUCUUUGUUAUUUUUGCACUUGUUAAUAAAUCAAUAAAAGGGGUGGGUGUGUUACGGGCUAGUAAUUUUUGCAGGUUUAAUUUACAAGGCUGGUUUCCAUGCUCAAUAUCCACUAUGCCUUCAGAGAAUCCUUGGUCGUCUAUGGUGACCAGAUGAGUUAAAUGUAAGGCUCUUUGGGUCCGCGACUGGGAUAUCAUUAGAGUCUCUGGGGCACCUAUUUAAGACAUUUUUGCGGAGUCCAGGAGAGGCCCUGGGACUGGUGUGAGAGCUGCAAGGAGCAACAUCUGGCAGCUGUAUUUCUGGAGCCGAUGCCAUGACGCUCCACUCUAUCGCUGAAACCACACGCCUUAUCUUCAUUUUCAUCCUCUGGAGCCGCAAUGAGUGUUUGUUUGGGAAGGCUCUUAUCGGGAGAAUCUGUUUUGGAAACGUUUGAAAGGGCUCCUCCUCCGCUUGAGUUUCGGAUGCUCCCAUCAUCUGGAAAGAUCUGGGAAAUAUCUUGGGCCUUUGAACGGGCGCUCUCGUCCAUUGCCAACUGGAAUUCUCUCAUGCUUCCCUGGCACCUCUUACUGCUGCCGCUGGGGAUAUCUUAUGCUGCUUGCAACAUGGUCUUGGGAAAGGGACUGCAGAGGCUGUAGGACACAGCUAGUGGGGGGUGGGGAUCCACGGCACGCUAGGUAUCACUUGGCCUACAAUUUCCAGCAUCUUUGGUCGUACAUUGGCCAUGCUGGCUUGUCCAACUAUGUCUAGAAGGCUGCAGUUCCACAUCUGGGCAAUAGGGGGCAUCUGGGAUUUCCGGCAGGUUGGUCAUGGGCAGAAGAGGACUGCUGAAAGAGCCAUGAGCCAGAUUUUGGCAUUCCAAAGGUCCAGUCUUGUGACUGCUUGCUGAUGGUGCAUAUAUAGUAUGAAUGGGCAAAACUGUCCACUUUGACUUCUUCCUCUUUCUCAUUUCCCCCAUUCUUAAGGUCAGUUCUCCACAUUUCCAUCUCAGUUUGCAUUUUUUUUAAACUGUGAGAAACCACCGGCAUUACAAUGUGAAUUUCUGCUGAGAGACGCAAUUUUUUGUGCGCAAUUUUGCCUGAUGUUCACAUCAUUGCAAAGCAAUUUCUCCUAAUGCGAUGCGUUCCCCCCCCCCCACGAAUAUAGGCCUCUAUAGGCACACUUUACCAUAGUAGGUGUUUUUGUGUACACGCUGCUUGGGACUGGAGAGCUGCCUUGCAAAAUUCCCAGAAGUGUGGGUUUCAAAGGAUGCUUUGGGUGUUGAUUCAGAAAGUGUAAAUUAGAGAUGUUUGCCUUUAAAUGCAAACUGAACUCCCUCCCUAUGUCAUCUAGAGAAAUACAGUUGUCAUGAUUUUAGAUGGGGUGUUAUUAUUUGAUACGUUUUUGAUUCCUAUAUCUGCCUUUAGUUGGGCAUAUUAUUGAAUUUUUGCUAUUGCUUAUUGGUCUUUGUGGAUCAAUAAUACAGUAGUACCUUGGUUUUUUUUGAACAACUUAGUUCCUGAGUGUUUUGGCUCCCGAAUGCCGCAAAUCUGGAAGUGACUGUUCCAGUUUGCGAACUAUUUUUGGAAGCCGAAUAUCCGACAGGGCUUCCACAGCUUCCGAUUGGCUGCAGGAGCUUCUUGCAGCCAAUCAGAAGCCACACUUUGGUUUUCGAAUGUUUUGGAAGUCGAACGGAUUGCAGGAAUGGAUUCCAUUCGACUUCCAAGGUAUGACUGUAAUUCAAAAGCUAAUAUAUAUAUUUAUUAAAAAUUCAAACUGAAUUGAAUUUCUGCUUCACCCCUAAUAUCCAGCAAAAAAAGAAAGAAACCCCUUUGCUAGAAAAAAAAUGAGUUAUAUCUCAGAAAAGCAUGCCUGCCCCCAUCAAAGCUGCUCCAUUUGGAGACGCUGUAACUUGGAGAAGAAAGGUCUUUCAGGCUCAGUUUUCAGCAUCUGCUGUUUAAAAGGGCCAAAUAACAGGUGACCUGAGACCAUGGAGAACUGCUGCCAGUUAGAGUAAGUAAUGAUGAACUCGAGAUUGCGCAAUGGGCUCAGCAUGGCCGGUCCACGUGUCCACCUUAAAAGAGGCCACCAGAUUCUUAUGUGAAAUUGACAAAUUUCUGAUGCCUCCGACAGCCAAGAAGAUUGAUAUGGACCCUGUGGAAAGGGAAGUCAGAAGUGCAGAGAAUGCUGCUGCCCCUUCAGCUUCUGGUGGGCAUUACGGCUACGGAACAAUCAGCAAAGCCAUCACCAAGGGCGAGGAAUGGAGAUAUUUCUAGGGUGGGCCAUGCACCGUUCAGAGUACAGUUGGAGCCAGCAGAGAACGGCUACUGUUUGGUGGCGGGCUUUGGAAUGGGGAGAAUCCAUAGCAUGUUUGAGGAAGAGCUGUGGAUACAGCAUCUGGAUGGCUCAGCUGGUUAGAGUGUGGUCUGAUAAUGCCAAGGUUGCAGGUUCGAUCCCCGUAAGUGACACCUGCAUAUUCCUGCAUUGCAGGGGAUUGGACCAGAUGAUCCUCAGGAUCCCUUCCAACUCUACGAGUCUAGAAGGUCCCAACUUCAACCCCCAACAUCUGCAGGUAGGACUGGGAGAGAUCCCAGUCUGGAACUCUGGAGAGACACAACCAGUGAGUGAUACUGAGAUCUAGAUGGACCAAUGGUCUGGCUCAAUAUAAGGCAGCUUCCUCUGUUCCAUGUUUGGCUGCAAGAGGAAGAGCAAUGGUUCCCAAGAGUUACUUUUAUUUUAUUUUUUAAAGCAAACAAGUCAGGCAGACAGAAGGAGCUGGAGGUGUCAAUGGGUGGAUGGACUGAGCUCUCUGUCGUUUGAAGGCUUCUUCUGGCUUGGUCCCAUUCCAUCCCAAGUUGCUUCUUCUCACAACCAAACAUGGAGGAGGCAUCUCCUUAGGCUGCUUCCCCCACCUCCCAGCUUGGCUUGGAAGAGAGGAGGGAGAGACUUGGAGGUGGUUGGGGCCUCAGGGACCCCACAGGAUGUGCCCAGUCCCCAGUGGGUUAGUCUGCAAAAGGCUUCAGCUGGGGCUGGGACCCUGUGGUAAAGGGCAUCUGUUUUGCAGGAAUAAGGAGCUUGGGUCAAUCCCCAAUGGCCAUCUCUAGGCAGGGCUGGGAAUGUCCUUUGCUUGAAAUACCAGAGGACCACUGCCAGUCUGUGCCAACCUCACGGCGCCAGAUGGAUGCAAGCAUUGUUGCCAAUCAGCUUUCUUCUCAUUACUCAACUAGCUUAAGGAGUCUUCUACAUGAGUCUCAAAGCAACCUCCACACAAACACCAUGAAAUCAUCUACAAAUGCUUAGGGAAAACAUUGCCCCCCCCCCAAAAAAGGCUGGUUAAAAAAUCAGCACAGACCACAGAAAAUACCUUUCCACCCACCUGGAAAUGCCUGAUCAAAAGAACAAACAAAUAUGUCUUGAAAUGCUUCUGCUUGUCGUAUCUCAGCAGAGAUACGGGGGCAGCCACAAUGAAAGCCCUGCACCGAGUUAAUUUGGGUGGGCUUCCAGUCUUGGGGGGGUGGCAGAGGGGACGAAGGAGGGACUCUCCCCUGUCACUUCCUGGGUCUGUAAGGAGCAAGGCAGCCUCUCGAGCAACUUGGGCCUCACACUAUAUGGGGCCUUCUAUUUUUCUGCCCAAAUCUUGAGCUUCUCCUGGCGGUGCAGCCUGGCUUGCCCAGUGGUUGAAAGGCCUGACUCUGUGAAGAGAACAGGGAGCCAGGAAAAGCUCCGCCUGGCCUUCAGGAGGGAAGUGGUUUUGAGGGAGCCUCUGGUGAUCAGAACGCUGCCCGUGCUGAGGGAGGGUUGUGGCAGCCAGCGCUGGCAGCCAGUGUCCUUCGCUGUGCUGACUUUGGCCGGCUCUCCACCACUUUGGCUUCUCCUAAUAGCCCUUGGAUACACUGUGACUCCUCAGCCCUGACAGGGCAAGUCCUAUCCCUCUCCAUUCUGGAGAGACAAAGGACAGCUGUUGAGCUCCGGAGAGCAGCAGGCUCCCAGGCCGGGGGGGGGGAGGGAGAAGAGGCAGGGAGAGGAGGGAAUACCUCCAAGCCCAUGUGUACAUCUUGUGUACAGUAGCAGCUAGGGAUAAGUGAAAUCUCUCCGUUUCGGGUCCCAUUCUCCGCUGCUAAGUUCCAUUCUUUAUGUUUCCACGCUGGAUUGUGAUUAAAAGACGGGGGGGGGGGGGGUCCACACAAAAAAUUCGUCAGCAACUCAGUUUGGAUUCCUCCUAAUGGACACAUGUUUGCAUGCAAGCUUGAGUAAUUAUACACGUGUUUUGCAAAGCAAUUUUCCCUAAUGUAAUGGGAGGAAUUGAGUGUCAUAGUCCUCUGGUUGUUCCAUUAGCACAAGAAUUUGUGCUUGCCAGGCAGAACAAUCCUUUGUGUGCUGUUCUGGGGCUUCUCCUGACUCUCCAAAGCAGAUUUGGGGGGAUAUGUGUGGGGAGAAGAGGGGAAAUCCCCACCGCACUAGCAAGAACCCUUGCUGUGGCUUCUACUAGUGCACCAGUUUAGCUGAAUGCGCCCCAAUGCAUUUUCCAAUGCCGUUUUCAAUAAUAUAUGCAUUUUUAUGCACACUUGACUGUUGCCUAUAUAUAUUUUGCAUGCAUUACUUGGCUGGAGAACUACACUGCAAAGUCUGGAGGCGUGUGCAUUUAGAAGUGUGCAUUUCUCUUUGUGUGUUGUUUCAGAAAGUGUAAAUUCAGUAGCUUCGCUUUUAAAUGUGGACAGAAUUGAAUUUCUUCCUAACCAGCAGAGCGCUGAAAGCGGCGCAGUUUGGAAUAGUGUGUGAUGCUUAGGAAUGGCAUUCUAGGACAGGAGCGUGUCGUGCAAAUACACUUUCUUUUGCAUACUUCGGGGUGGAACGUAAAAGCUACACCUCUUGACUUCUGGGGCCUGCGGGAUGUUCGGGGAAGGGAUCCUGGCGCCCUCUAGCACCCAAAGAGGUGAAGUACAAGGGGAGCUGGCAAGACCAGCAAAACAGCGAUGGGCCAGUGCUCAAAGCAGGGUGAUGUCUUUGCAAAAGCAUCUAGCUCUUGCAACAGCUUUUUGAACUCGAGUUGAGUCAGGCCACUAUCCCGUGGCAAGAGGAAGUAGGAAGCUUGGGUCUAUUUCUGCUUUGUAAAAGGAAGCCCAUGAAAUGAGUUGACUAGCCAAGGGCUGAGGUGCGUUUUCAGCCCGGGGGCCACAUCCCUUUCUGCGCAACCUUUCAAGGGCCACAAGCCAGUGGUAGGCAGCAGCAGAGACCCAAAGUGGGUGGAGCAAUGGAUGCAAAUAUUAUUCUGUACACUAAGCUGGUUUCUAAGGGACGCGGUGGCGCUGUGGGUUAAACCACAGAGCCUAGGACUUGCCGAUCAGAAGGUUGGCAGUUCGAAUCCCUGUGAAGGGGUGAGCUCCCGGUGCUCGGUCCCUGCUCCUGCGAACCUAGCAGUUCGAAAGCACAUCAAAGUGCAAGUAGAUAAAUAGGUACCGCUCCAGCGGGAAGGUAAACGGCAUUUCCGUGCGCUGCUCUGGUUUGCCAGAAGCGGCUUAGUCAUGCUGGCCACAUGACCCGGGAGCUGUACGCCGGCUCCCUCGGCCUAUAGAGCAAGAUGAGCGCCACAACCCCAGAGUCGUCCGUGACUGGACCUAACGGUCAGGGGUCCCUUUACCUUUACCUAAGCUAGGUUCUACACACACUCCUCCUCUCUAUCCAGGGAAGCAAUAAGCAUUAUUUUUUAUUAAAGAUUUGUGGUACAAAACAAACAAAUAAACAAGAGAAAGUACAUACAGUGGUACCUCGGGUUACAUACGCUUCAGGUUACAUACGCUUCAGGUUACAGACUCCACUAACCCAGAAAUAAUACCUCGGGUUAGGAACUUUGCUUCAGGAUGAGAACAGACAUCGUGCUCCGGUGGCGCGGCGGCAGCGGGAGCCCCAUUAGCUAAAGUGGUGCUUCAGGUUAAGAACAGUUUCAGGUUAAGAACAGACCUCAGGAACGAAUUAAGUACUUAACCCGAGGUACCACUGUAUUGCGUCUCCACUUUCAAGCCAUAGAGUCUUUUUUUCAGUUUGUAUGCAUUCAGUAUGAGACACUAUUUUCAUAGACGUUGGGGGCAAAGGGGGGGGGGAGAAAGAGGGACGGAGAAGGUUGGUGGGGAAUGAUAUUUUCAUUAUGAGAGUUGAAGGACACCUUCCAACUAGGCAGAAAACACUCCAGAAGAGUGAAAUGCAGGGUUGCAAGAAGGUGUGGCCUGCUGAGACUCUCAAGGGCCAGACAGAGGUUUGGAGGGCCACAUUUGGCUCCUGGGUGUGAGGUUCCCCAUCCCUGGAUUAAAAGAGCGCCAUGGUGUUGGUGUUAGUCUUCCUUUUUUAUUUCAUGACAGUCAUUUGUUAGGAAGCAGAGCAGCGAGGGCAAUUUGCUGGGGAGAUUCCUGGCAUCCACAAAGUGCUUCACUUCCUGGCUCAUGAUGCAAUCCUGUUCACAGCUCUUCAGAAGUAAGUCCCAUUGAGUUCAGUGGGGUUUACUUUCACGCAAGCAGGGUGCAGGAUUGUGGCAGGCCUCUCCAGUUACCCAGGGGGGAAAGGCAAGGGUGACCUAAUCAGCAAAAGGUCAUCCUAGCAUCAGCGAGAUCCGGGUUCAAGUGCUUGCCCAGCCAAGGUGAUGUUGGGCCAGUCAUACAUUCAGGGCUUCGCCUUACCUCUUAGAAUUGUUGCGAGGGCAAAAUGGAAGGAACUGUGUAUGUCAGCUCGAGGUUUUUCAGUGGCGUGCGGGGAAUGGCAGAAUGAAAAUGCAAUAAAACAAUUUGCAACUUUUUAUUUGUCAAAAAGAAAUUGUCGUGGUUUCACAGCGAUCCGCUUCCUUGGUGGGUAGCUAUCGUAAUCUUUGCUUUUGGAACUUCUCUUUCGUUCUUGUGACAGUAAUGGUUUAAGCGUGGGGAGCUGAUGAAAUCUUUUUGGGGUGACUGGUCAGGUGCCCAUCCCCAUGGAAAACUCUUUGCAGAGCUGGCCCUGCUGUUAGGCAAAUGCAAGCACUGGGUGUUGGCAGGGGGUGGACAGGCAAUAGCAUCUUGGUGUCUGAAGUGAGAGGUGUGUGGCCUUUAUUCCCUAAGUUACCCCGCUUGCCUGGGUGCAGUGGAGCAGGCUGUCUCACUGCAAGUCCUGGGGGUAGCAUUUAGCUGCCAGUUGAGUCAACCUCUAUACAGUGGUACCUUGGUUCUCAAACCUUCAGGAAGUCUGUUCCAAAACCAAAGUGUUCCAAAACCAAGGAGCGCUUUCCCAUAGAAAGUAAUGCAAAACAGAUUUAUCCGUUCCAGACUUUUAAAAACAGCAAUUUAACAUCAAUUUUACUAUCUAACAAAACCAUUGAUCCAUAACAUGAAAGCAGUAAUAAUCAAUGUACUAUACUAUAAAAUAAAUAAGACAGUAUUGUAGAUGAUAAAAAAAAAAAAUUCCCUUACCUGCACUGAUGAUAGUCAUUGUUUGGAUGGGGGGAUUUUAUCCAUUUCUGCAGUCACACAAUCAAUCAGUAGCUGAACUGGGUUCCACACAGUCACAAAAACAAAUUAACCGAAAAAGCCUCAAAAACAAAAAUGCAAAAUAAAUAGCAAAAGCACAACACUUAAUCCAUUCUGGAAAUCUAUUUGACUUUUGAAAUGUUCAAAAACCAAGGCGCAGCUUCUGAUUGGUGCAGGUGCCCCGGAAACAAUAGCCGACAGCCGCAUCGGCCUUCGGCUUCCAAAAAAUAUUUGAAAACUGGAACGCUUACUUCCGAGUUUUCAGUAUUUGGGAACCAAGGCGUUUGAGAACCAAGGUACCACUUUGCAUGUAUUUGCAGUGCAGAAAGGCUGUUUCUCAGCGGCAGGGCCCCGCUUUGCAAGCAAAAGAGCCCCAGGUUCAAUCCUCGGCAUCUCUAGCUGGGCUGGGUGAGGCCCCUACCCAAAACCUUGGAGUGCCACUGCCAGUCAGUGUAGGCAUUACUGGACUAGAUGGACUAACAGGAUGACUCCGUCUAAGGCAGCUUCCUAUGUUCUUUCAUGCUAAGCAGCAAAAUGUGAGAUGGCUGCACACACCCCAUAUAUUUCAAGCACACUUAGAGCACAUCAUUUCCCCCAAAGAAUCCUGGGAACUGUAGUUUGAUCAGAGUGCUGGGAGUUGUAGCUCUGUGUGGGGUAAACUACAGUUCCCAGGAUUCUUUAGGCAACGUGAUGUAUGUGACUCACUUUUAUUUUAACCUUUUCAAAGCUGGUGGAGGCAGCUUCUUUUCACUAAGCGUUUGGAGGCAGGGUCAGAGAUGGAGUAGCCACGGCUGCUGUUUCGUUUUCCUGCUGCUGUUUUGUGGAUUGUUCUUUUCUUUUCGUGAGUAUUUCCAAUGUAUUUUACUAGAGUUUUGAAUGAUCUGAUGUGGCUAGCCACCAUGGGGAGCUCUUUGAGCAAAAUAUGGGUGGUAUAUUAAAGAGAAUGAAGUUGUACGGACAAGAGUUGGGGGCCAAAGCAGACGUGACGUUAUGGGUGCAUUUGCAUUUAAUGUGCAAGUUUUGGGGGGAAAUGCAAAAGAGCAUCAGAUGAGGCAGCGGAUAUACUGAUAAUUAUCAGAAUCACAACAGAUAGGGAAGGGGGAAAGGGGAAAGGGUUCUCCCCGCAAAGCAAGCAAUACCUUCAAAUAAGGGAUUUUCAUCUGGAUUGCAGCAACGGUUAUGAACCCCUCCUGUCUGUUACGAUUCAGAUCAUUAUUGCUAUAACUCCCUUUGGCAGGAUGGGGUACCUCCAUCCCAUGGGCCCAUCUUGGAAAGCCCUGAGGCCAUUUGUCAGAAACCACAAACCUCGCCUGCCCAUCAGCUGACUUGGUUUGUGAUGUCAUCUGAUGGGCAGGAGGGCAAGGUUAAACCCUGCAUUGGAUGCGUGCACCUUUUUCCCUUAGGGAACAGAUGGGGCAUGCAGCCAACACAGCAGGAUUUAACCCCUUUUUGCUCAAGACCUGAUGGGCCGGGGUUUGAAUCCUGCUCAGUUUUGCAAGAUUCCAUGCAAAAAUAAAAACAAAAAAAAAACUUGAGGACUUCAGAGCACCUUGCACCUGAUGUCAUUUGGGACAUCAGUUGAUUGACAGCUGAGCAGCCCCACCCACUUGUCAAAUUUGGCCUCAGGAGGCCGAUCCUGAUAUGCUCCUGGCCCGUGGAGCUGAAAAGGUUCUCUGCCCCCACUUCAGAGUAUAUAUAUCCCACUCCUCCAUGAAGAUUACUGGGGUUUGUGCUAGAUGACCCCUGGGGUGCCCUUCCAGUUCUGUGAUUCUGUGAUUCCAGGGAUCAGACCUGAGACCUUCUGUAGGCAAAGCCGUUGGGCCACAGCAAUGGAGGAAAGGGUUAAAUGAUCUUUACACCCCUGCUGCUAUUUGCAUUUCUUAAAACCUGCAUGCUCAGUGCAAAAAAAAUGCAAUGAACCUGCAGUUUGGUCCUUGGCUACUGGGUUUGCUGUUAGGUGGCCGGGAUCCACUGCUAACUUCAUUGUUGUCCUUGUUCCUCCUCCCUUCUCUCCCCAUCCCCAUAUCGUCCUAGCAGAUAUUUGGCAAAGCUGUCUUCUGUGGGAAGUAUCUCUGAGGAAGAGACCUGCGAGAAGCUGAAGGGUCUGAUCCAGCGGCAGGUGCAGAUGUGCAAGAGGAACUUGGAGGUCAUGGACUCGGUGCGCCGGGGGGCACAGCUGGCCAUUGAGGAGUGCCAGUUCCAGUUCCGCAACCGCCGUUGGAACUGCUCCAUGCUGGACAGCCUGCCGGUCUUUGGGAAAGUGGUGACACAAGGUGAGGUUUCCCCCCUUUUGGUGAGGUGGCCUUUACUCCCCUUUUGGUGCAUUGGGCCACAUGCAGAAGGUUCCCUGGGUAGUGGGAGGGACAUAACUCAGUGACAGAGCCUCCCCCUUUGCAUGCAGAAAGUUCUGUGUUCAGUCCCCAGGCUGGGAGAUACCCCUGUUCAACAACCCUGGAGAGUUGUCGCAAGUCGGUGAGCUAGAUCGGCCCGAUGGUCUGCCUUGGGGUGAGGCGUCUCCCUAUUUAAGCAAGCUUUUCUCAGAAUCAUGAGGACCGGCGUCUUGGCUUUUUAUUAACAGAAGGACCAUGGCACAGUUGUAAAAGCACCUGGUUUGCUUGCAAUGGCUCCCAGGCUCAAUCCUUGUUGUUUCCAGGUAGAGCUGGAAAUGUCCCCUGCCAGAAACCUUGGAGAGUGGCAGUCAGUCAGUGUGGAAAAUAUGAAAUAGCUGGACCAAUGGUAGGCCUGGGCGAUACAUCAAUAUAUUGCCCAGGACCAGUAUGAGGAGCAGACCACGAUGUCGGUUUCACUCAGCAGUACAGUGGUACCUCGGGUUAAGUACUUAAUUUGUUCCGGAGGUCUGUUCUUAACCUGAAACUGUUCUUAACCUGAAGCAUCACUUUAGCUAAUGGGGCCUCCUGCUGCUGCCGUGCUGCCGGAGCAUGAUUUCUGUUCUCAUCCUAAAGCAAAGUUCUUAACCCGGGGUACUGUUUCUGGGUUAGUGCAGUCUGUAACCUGAAGCGUAUGUAACCCGAGGUACCACUGUAUAUCACUGGGGAAUUCGCCACCUCUCCCGAUUCCCUGUGCGAACAGUGUCUGCGAGAGUUCCUUCCUCCAGCAGCGCUGCUAGCAGAGGGACUCAGAAGCGGCGGCGGUUUCAGCAGCGAUAUAUCGCUGAGUGAAACCGCCAUCAGACUCUGCCCUCAUACGACAGAGAGGGAGAAACAAGCUGUAUUGGCGAGGUGCUGAUACAGCUUGUUCCUCCCUCUGUAUCUUUAAACUGCUCAACUGAGGAGUGUUCAGCUGCCCUUGCCUCAGUCGAUCAGUUAAAGGAGCCCCCAGCCCGGCACUGGCUCCCGCAAGCUGGCAGCAGGGUGGGGGCUCUGUGAAACUGCUAAGCUGGGGAGAGUGUGGUUGCUGCACCUCGCACUGAGCAGUUAAAGGAGCCCUGAUGUUCUUGCGGUUCACGCAUAAGCGGCAAGAGCACUGGGGCUAUUUCAGAUGGGGGGGGGAACCUUCCCUCCCUCCAGUUGAGCAGUGCGAACAAACUGCAUUAUCCCAGCCUGCAAGCCUGGGGAAAACUGCCUUGAGGUGAGAACUAGGGCAGUUUCACCCAGUGUCUCUUGGGCAGAGGCCCGUGCAUCUUGUUUUUGCAACAUCGCAGUAUAUCGCCAAACUGCGAUGUUUGGCUGGCGAUGCACCGCAAUGUUGAAAAGCUGAUAUCGCCCAGUUCUAAGCAAUGGUCUGACUCAGGCAACAGCUAUCCUGUUUUAAAGAAGCAGGUUGUUUAGGAGAGAUGCAGACAUCUGGGACAUAGCAAGAUUGGGAGGAAAGUUUAUAUGUAUUAGGGGGGAGGCAUACUUCUGUAAAGGCUUUCAGGGCCAAAGCGCCGCGCCCCCCACCCCGGCCUUCAAGGUGGUGAUUCACAGUUAAAAUCGUUUUUUAAAAAAUAAAUAAAUAAUGCAAUUCAAUGCGUAGGAUACGUAACUGACCAACCAUACCAGCAUUAUGCAUUACAAAGGGGUUUUUUUAAAAAAAAAUUAUUUAAUCAUUUUUUCAGUACAAACAGCAACCACAAAAAACACAUACAACAAAAACCACAAUAACACUAAUAACACAAUUUAACAAUUCAUAUUUGAGUACUGAUAUACCUAUAACUACACCUUCUUGACAAUAUUUCCCCACCUCUCCUCCCCCUACUUCCCACCACUUUCCGCCUUAUCACUUAAGUAUUCCUUCCAGAUUUCUUCAUAUUUAUCCAUUCUUAAUUUGCAUCGAUAUGCAAUUUGUUCGUAUGUAACUAGUCUAUCCAUAUUGUCAAUCCAUGUGCUCAAUGGGAUCUUUUUGCGGCUCUUCCAAUUCAUCAGAACAAGUUUCUUUGCUUCUAACAUGGCACGGUACAUCCAUUUUUUUUUGACCCCUUGUAAUCUCCGACGUUUUCGGUAUAUAAUUUAGAAUUAAAUUCAAAUCCCCUAAAUAACAAUUUCUUUUUAUUACUCUUGCUAUAUAUCUCCUCACCUCGUACCAAAAUGAUCUUAUCAUCGGGCAGUUAAUCAUGAUAUGUACUAAGUUUGCAUUUUUACUUCCACAUCUCCAGCAGUUGUCUGCAUUUGUUAUUUCCUUCUGGCAAAGUUUUGCUGGAGUCCUAUGCAUUACAAAGUUGAAGAUAGGCAGGAUUAAUAUUCAAGCAUCUCCAGCCAUUGUCCCUGCUGAAUGAGGCUGGUGGGAAUUGGAGUCCAGCAACACAUGCGGGCCCACAAGGUAGGUCCCCUCCCCCCCGCUCAGGAGUCUCAUAGUUCAGGUGCGCAGGAUCCUCUGGGAAAGGGGCUCACAAGCGGGGCACGAAGGCGGCAGACUCCUCCUGUCGCCUCUUUGCAGCACUCUGGAUUCCAAGGUAGACUGCACCUGGGUGUGGAGGUUCUGUUUCACCGGCACAGCUGAUAGCCACCAAAUCAGACCAUUCAUCCUCCCAUGAAUUUGUACAAGGGUUCAGAGGUCCAGGAUUAAGGUCUGGGAUUGGUUUGGGGGCAUCCUUCAGGUGCUCAGUUAUAUACACACACCACACACACACACACACACAAAACAACAACCCAGAGGCCUCUGCCGUUCUCUGUGAACUGCCCCCCACCUUACAGCUACCCACCCACACUCAGGUUGCCAUCCUCGCCACCGCUGCGCCUCCUUAUUUAACUUUCCUCCGGCCGUCUUCAGAGCAGGGCUGCAGAUUUGUGCUUGCAAAGGUUUCGCCCUGGAAAUGCCAGAAAUACCAGCGAGUGAAGUCGUCUCCCUCUCGGGCGGCCACAGAGCGAAACCCACGGACGCUAGGCCUGCUAUUAACCUCGAUUAACUCGGAGGUCGCUCGGUUGCUUUGAGUCUCUGGUGCCUGAGCCGUCCUGACCGCCGGGACGUUUUAUUUCUCUGCGCCCACCCCCCCUUCCCAGACACCCCUCUCUCCUGUUGAGGCUCUGGGAUUGGAGUGUGUGUGUGUGUGUGUGUGUGUGUGUGUGUGUUCAAGGGCAUUUGUGUCCUUCCCUGCUGGCUGUUUGGGGCUGUGAGAAUGAAGCAAAGGCCUCUCAGUGGGGCCUGUGCCAGGAUCUUCCAAGACAGAAGGGUCUGUUCCAGUCUAACCACCCCUUGGCAGGGACGGAGUGUUGCAAGACAUAAUUGAGAACUGCUAAACCAAUAUUCCUCUUUCGUUAACUCCACCCGCAUGCACCUACCCACAUGAGGGUGACGGGGGGGGGGGGGGAGGUAGCGAGAAGAACACACACAGCCACCAACAUAGCUUCACCUCUUCUUCUUCUUCUCUUCCUCCACCCCCUGCUUUUGCAGAGUUGCAGAGAGAAAGCAAUAAGAGGAGUUCUCAGCCUGGCUUGGUAGAUGUUCCCAGCCUGGGAGCAGAGCAGAAAGAGUAUUAGAGAGGAGUUUGGACUCUCCUGAGAGGAGUUUCGGACAGGGGUGUGUGUGUGUGUGUGUGUGUGUGUGUGUGUGUUUAAUUUUCCUUGCUAGGCUUUAAUUGGAACCGCACGGGUUCAAAUACUGACUCAGCAAGUAAGCAUACAGGCUGGGUCUGGAACCAUGGUAGAGAAGGAAAGGUUUAAGACACGGGUAGGCAAACUAAGGCCCGGGGUCUGGAUGCGGCCUAUUCGCCUUCUAAAUCAGCCCGCGGACGGUCCAGGAAUCAACAUGUUUUUACAUGAGUAGAAUAUGUCCUUUUAUUUAAAAUGCAUCUCUGGGUUAUUUGUGGGGCAUAGGAAUUUGUUCAUCCCCCCCCCCCCCAAAAAAAUAGUCCAGCCCCCCACAAGGUCAGAGGGACAGUGGAACGGGCCCCGGCUGAAAAAGUUUGCUGGCUCCUGGUUUAAGAGUUAGCAAGGAAUAGAGUUAGGAACUGUCAGAACACUUGUUUCCCAAAGCGGUUGGCAUUGCCCCCCCCCCCGGGUCGAUGGGACUGUGCCAGGAGUGAAAGCAGACCUAGGGUUCGAAAAGAGGCUGGCAUGAAAAAGCAGUUCACAAGGUAUUGUUGUUGACAUCCAUCUGUCUUGAAGAAGAAGAAGAGUUUGGAUUUGAUAUCCCGCUUUAUCACUACCCGAAGGAGUCUCAAAGCGGCUAACAAUCUCCUUUCCCUUCCUCCCCCACAACAAACACUCUGUGAGGUGAGUGGGGCUGAGAGACUUCAGAGAAGUGUGACUGGCCCAAGUUCAUCCAGCAGCUGCAUGUGGAGGAGCGGAGACGCGAACCCGGUUCACCAGAUUACAAGACUACCGCUCUUAACCACUACACCACACUGGCUUGUGGUGUAGAGACGAUGGAGUGCGCCUCUUUGGGUGACGUCAAACUGCCGUGUUAGCAACAUAGAAGUGACCUCCCCAGGGUGCAAGCGUGGAGGUCCUGGGCUGCCCAGACAACAAGACCCCCUUCUCGGUCUCACUAAUGUGGUCCCAAGGAAAGCAGUGCAAUGUGUUUGGCACCAGCUUGGCUGCAGGAGUUGCCGGAAGGAGGCGUACAAGGUGCCAUCCAACCGUCUUAGGGAGUCCACUCCCGAUUUGUGUCGGGUUUAUUCCGUAGCCUUUUCUUCUCCCGAAGAUAUCCCGCAAGGCAGCGGAGGUUCAGAUCAGAGUUUCCCUUCUCCUAGAUGAGCUACCUUCCCAGGUUGAUGAGCCCCAGCUACCCCUAGUUCACAAGGGAUGCUGCAAUACUAAUGAAUGAACCAUGAGCCUCAGAAAUAAAGAGUUCACUUCCUUUGCCAAUGAGGAACCUCUGUAUACGAAUAUUCCACAAUACAACUACAUUUUGAGGCUGCUGCAGUUUCAUUUUUUUUAUAGUGUCGGAAGAAAAAAUUCUACCACCACCAUUUCCCAUAUAAAAGCAAAGUGAUUUGAUGAUUAAUAGAAGCUGGCCAUAUACUGAUAUUUGUUGACUUUGUUUUAUUUGCCUUCCUAAGAAUUUGGGGCUCAUGGCAAGCCCUGUUUAUGGAAGUUUUAAAUGUUUGAUGUUUUAUCAUGUUUUUAAUAUUCUGUUAGGAGCCAUCCAGAGUGGCUGGGGAAACCCAGCCAGAUGGGCAGGGUAUAAAUUUAUUAUUAUUAUUAUUAUUAUUAUUAUUAUUAUGUUUGCUCAUUAAGGGGCCAAUGGACUCAGAGGUUUGGGUAGAGUUGUCUUUUUGUGCAGACUGAAGUUCUAGUGCCUUUUAGGAGCAAUUCACCUGAAGAUGGUCUUUCUUGCACAGAGAUGCAGUCCCUGGGUAAAACUGAGGUUAAGUAAAUAAAUAAACCUCAAUUUUACCCACAGACUGCAUCUCUGUGCAUCUCCAUUGCUCGACAUGCUUUGUUUUGUUUUCAAAAGGGGGCUGUGGAUCUUUCUCCCAAGAGCAGCAAUGCAAAGAUGAACAGCAAGCAGAGAGAUAAGCAGAUAAACAAGCAGGUUUUGUGCAGAACAGCUUUUGCCAGCUUGCUGUCCUCCAGAUGUUCUGGUCUACAGCUCCUAUCAGUACGACACAUCUGGAGGGCACCAGGUUGGUGAAGGGCUUGUACAGAGCAAUGAGCCAUUUGGCCAGAUCCGUGUAACAUGUAGGUUUGUCCCCUAAAACACUGCUGAGUUCCACUCACCCAAGCACAGGAUAUGCACUAACUCGUGCCUCUUUUGCGGGUUGGACUAGAUCAGGCUUCCUCAAACUCAGCCCUCCAGAUGUUUUUGGCCUACAGCUCCCAUGAUCCCUAGCUAGCAGGACCGGUGGUCAGGGAUGUUGGGAAUUGUAGUCUCAAAACAUCUGGAGGGAUGAGUCUGAGGAAGCCUGGACUAGAUGAUACCUUGGGUCCCUUUUCAAUGCCACAAUUCUAUUAUUCUUCUCUGCUUUCUCCACCAGGGACGCGGGAGGCCGCCUUUGUGUAUGCAAUUUCCUCCGCUGGUGUUGCCUUUGCCGUGACGAGGGCAUGCAGCAGCGGGGAACUCGACAAAUGCGGGUGCGACCGCACGGUCCAUGGGGUCAGCCCUCAGGGUAAGUACAUGAGUGGGAGUUCAGGGGGUGGAGGUAGGACCACUGAAGGGCUGGGCGGCCGACAGCCCUCCAGAGCAGGGACGUCAGGAUGUUUUCUGCUCUGCGCCAAGUUUGUCGCAUGCAGAGCUGUUUCCAUUCCACCCAAAGUUGCGUUGUUUGCUGUGCUGUCUGCUGUGCCCAAACUGCGUAUAUUAUGUAACUGCUUAUGUAAAUGGUGUUGCUGUUGUGCUACUCCACCCCAAUCCCUGUAUGUGCAAAGGAACGGCAAUUACACACCGUUUUGCAGACUGAAAGCAACAGCAGCAGGAGAUCCUGGCCAUUGCUCACUCAACUUAUUUCCUUUCUGGAUAUGGGACAAAAUAAGCAAAUGCUGGCAAUUUCUGCCCCCAUUGCCACCUCCAUUGGAAUUCUCCAACUUCCCUGCUCCAGAUGUCACUGGACUACAACUCCCAUCUGCCCUCACCACUGACUAUGCUGGCUAGACCUGGUGGGAGUUGGAAUUCCAGGAUAUCUGCAAUGCGCUCUACAUGGGGCUACCUUUGAAGGUGACUCGGAAACUACAAGUAAUCCAGAAUACGGCAGCUAGGACCCUAUAACACUGGCCGUAAAAGACCUGCGUUGGCUCUCAAUACGUUUCCAAGCACAAUUGAAAGUGUUGGUGCUGACCUUUAAAGCCCUAAACGGCCCCAGCCCAGUAUACCUGAAGGAGGGUCUCCACCCCAAUCGUUCAGCCCAGACAUGGAGGUCCAUCUCCAAGGGCCUUCUGGCUGUUCCCUCACUGUGAGGUUACAGCGAACCAAGUUGAGGCCCUUCUCAGUAGUGGUGCCCGCCAUGUGGGGAACGCCUUCCUGUCAGAUGUCAAGGAGAUAAACAACUAUAUGACUUUUAGAAGACAUCUGAAGGCAACCCUGAAUAGGGAAGUUUUUAAUGUUUGAUGUUUUAUUGUAUUUUUGUAUUUUGCUGGAAGCCACCCAGAGUGGCUGGGGCAACACAGUCAGAUGGGCAGCAUAUACCGUAUUUUUCGCCCCAUAGGGCGCACCUAGUUUUUUGGGGGGGAAAUAAAGGAAAAAAAUAUAUUCCCCCCCCCCAGGCGCAGGGCUGGGGCGGGGGAAACCAGAGCUUCCCCCACCCCAGCCCCCAGAACAGGCUGCUAUCCGCAAGCCUAGGGAGCCCAGCGGGAAGUUGCGCCGGGCUCCGCAGGCUUGCAGAGAGCUGCCCGAAGCCUGGGGUGCGCAACGCAGCACUCCCUGAGCUUCGGGCUGCAGGCAGCUGUCCGCAAACCUGCGGAGCCCAGAGGAAGUUUCUGUCAGGCUCCGCAGGCUUGCGGAGAGCUUCCUGAAGCCUGCAUUCACCCCAUAGGACGCACACACAUUUCCCCUUCAUUUUUGGAGGGGAAAAAGUGCAUCCUAUGGGGCGAAAAAUACGGUAAAUGAUAAAAUUAUCAUCGUCAUCUGGAAGGCCAUUGUUGGCAUAGAUGAGCUUUUCUCAAACUUGGUUCCCCAGCUGUUGGUGGACUGCAACUUCCAUCACCCCUUGGCAUGCAAAGGGCAGUGUCACAAUUGAAGGACACAUUCAAGCAGGCAAAAGCAUCAAGGUGUGCACAGAGCAAGGCCUCUAUGGGGCAUCUCCUGAAGACAGGAGAUGUUGCCUGGGGGAGUCCUGAGGGCCAGAUAGAGGCCUGGGGGGGCACAUUUGAGUUCCCCCACCCCUGCCCUGUAGCCUCCCAGAGGAGAAAGAGGGAGUCCCUCUCUUGCCAUUGGGCUGCAGCACUGUGGAAUGAGUCAUGCUGUCCUCCCCACGUAAGUGCUGCCCUUUCUUUUCCUUCGCCUCCUUGCUCUAGGCUUCCAGUGGUCCGGCUGUUCCGACAACAUUGCCUACGGAGUGGCCUUCUCUCAGUCCUUCGUUGACGUCAGGGAGAGGAGCAAAGGGGCUUCCUCCAGCAGGGCGCUCAUGAACCUUCAUAACAACGAAGCCGGGAGGAAGGUAAGAGCAGAAGGCUUGUGCAUCUUGCUUCCCGGGGUGUGGGGCAGCCACACACUGCUUCCUGUGCUUGCUGGCUUUUGGAAGAGAACAAGUUUCUAGCCCUUAAACCUGCAGAGAGAAACUUGAAUGUGUGGGAAACAGCUGGUCAAGACUUUCGGAUGACAGAGGAGGAAUGAGCACUCUGCGUUGCCCUCCUCUGUGUGUCUGCAUCAUCUCUUCUCUUUCCAGCCAGCAAUGGCUGAUGGGAAUUGUAGUCCAACACAUAGGCAGGGCAUCAGGUCAGUUAAGACUGUGUUGCCCUACCAUGUCUCUCAUGGCCAAGUGAACAAUGCAACAUUUUAAAAAGCUUGCAAAACUGGCAAGAAACGAAAAUAGCUGCCAUGUUUGGGGGGGGCGUGUCUUCUGUCUUUCCGUGGACAAGCAUAAGCAGAUGUGGACUAACUUUUACUCUCAGUACAUUUGGUAUAUUUCAUUUCUCCGCCAUUAAGGGUUGGGUUUUGUAAGAAGGAACUUGGGGUGUCUGGGGGACUGGAAUGGAUAUACACCCGAUGCCUGAGCCAAAAAUCCACCGAUAUCUGUAAUCAAUAAAGUUGUGGCCCUUUCUAAUCCAGAACAUUGUCUGCUUGAAUUCAUUAAUCAGACACUACCGGUGUGUUGGGUAUGCCACUGCAAUUGGGCCUCAAAUGAACAAACAAGCUUCAUGUUGAGUUCCCCUACUCCCCCCCCCCCCAGAACAAAAGUACUUCCCCCAUCCCACUCCCACUGACAUAUGGGUAGUGGAUGUCACCUGCCUCAAAAUCCUAAAGUGUUUGCAGUUUGUGUAAUUCCAUUUACAAAUCUCUUUCCAUGAAAUAUCUUGAAGCCAUUUCACACAAACACGAAAAACCCAUUAGCAAUAAAAACAGUUUCAUAUAUAAUUUAAAACAACAACAAUUAAAGACAGUUGAGAAUAUAAGAAUAGCCUGUUGGAUCUGGAGGCCCAACUAGUCAGGCAUCCUGUUCUCAAAGUAGCCAACCAAGUGCCCUUGAUAGGAAUCCCGCAAGCAGGAUCUGAGCAUAACAGGACUAACUGCCUAACUGCAAUUCCCUGCAACUGGUAUUCAGCGGAGGUUGAUGAUAGCGGAUUUAAUAAUAGUAAUAAUUUUAAUAUAUAUAACCUGCCCAUCUGGCUGGGUUUCCCUCGCCACUCUGGGCGGCUUGCAGCACAUUGUGACUAGCAGCCAUUGCUAGCCUUGCCCUCCAUGAAUUUGUCUAAUCCUCUCUUGAUCCAAACUGGUGGUCAUCACUGCUACCUGCAGGAGCAGGUUCUGCUGCUGAACCAUUUGCUGAAUGAACCUGCCCCGAAUCUCCCAACAUUCAGCUUCCCUGGCUAGCCAUGCCGCCUUGAUGUAAGACGUCACAAAUGUCGGGCAUGUCCUCAUUGUCGUCGUUUGACGCUUUGUUGUUCGUGUCUUGUUUUAUGGGGGGGGUGUUAAAGAACGAAAGGAAGAAAGGAACGUGUUUGUAAGUACAGUGGUACCUCUGGUUGCGAACGGGAUCCGUUCCGGAGCCCCGUUCGCAACAUGAACAGAAUGCAACCUGCGUCUGCGCGUGCACGGGUUGCGAUUCAUCAGUUCUGUGCAUGCGCGUGAUGUCAUUUUGCGUGCAUGCGCGAGCGGCGAAACCCGGAAGUAACCCUUUCUGGUACUUCCGGGUCGCCGCAGGACGUAUCCUGAAAGAACGUAACAUGAAGUGGAUGUAACAAGAGGUAUGACUGUAAAUGAAUUUCUGCUCCUUCCCCACCCAGGCCAUCCUGAACCACAUGCGGGUGGAGUGCAAGUGCCACGGCGUGUCCGGCUCGUGCGAGGUGAAGACCUGCUGGAAGGCCAUGCCCCCCUUCCGCAAGGUGGGCAACGUACUGAAGGAGAAGUUCGACGGGGCCACGGAGGUCGAGCAGCGGAAGGUGGGCUCCACCAAGGUGCUAGUCCCCAAGAACUCCCAGUUCAAGCCCCACACGGACGAGGACCUGGUCUACCUGGACUCCAGCCCUGACUUCUGCGAGCACGACUUGAGGAACGGCGUCCUGGGCACCAGCGGCAGGCACUGCAACAAGACUUCCAAGGCCAUCGACGGCUGCGAGCUGAUGUGCUGCGGCCGAGGCUUCCACACGGACGAGGUGGAGGUGGUGGAGCGGUGCAGCUGCAAGUUCCACUGGUGUUGCUUUGUCAAGUGUAAACAGUGCCACCGCGUGGCAGAGAUGCACACCUGCCGGUGACGUGGGCAGAGCAGACUCCGUGGCCAGAGCAGGGCCCAGAGACCGCUUCGGGGUUGACCCACUUGGGGGACGCUUCAAAGGGAAACAGAUUUUUUUUUUAAGGAAAAAUAUUUAAAAGUUCCAAUAGGGAUUGUCUUUUUUAUUUUUCAACGUCGUCAUUGUCCUCUUUGGCCUGCUGUAUUUAUUGCCCAGAACCAGAAACCUUUCCUCCUGGCUUUGGGGGGCGGGGGUGAAGGACAGGGGUUUGCUCUGCUCCAUGGUGCUGAGGGGGAAAGUGUGCCCCCCCACCUGCAUCACCCGGAGACCCUCCUGCCUCCACCUACAGACCUAAAACGGAAAGGAAAGGUCACGCCUGGAACAAAUCGCCCUUUGCAACGAUGCAUGUUUGAGACUAGUGGCUGAUCCUGGAGGGGGGGGGCAAUUAAAAAAGGAAGAAAAUGUGGUGUUAUGGAACGAUUUUGGAUGCAACUGCUUUUCCACCAGGAAGACAUUGGGGUUGGGUUGGGGGGUGUCUGAGGCAGAUCAUCUAAAGGGCAACGUCCCCAUUCCUUCCUGCAUCUCCCCACAUAAUAAACGCGGGGUGCAAUCUGCCAAGACAUCCUCCAGGAUACGUCUCGUCAAAAUGAACUCUUGCAUCACCGUGGGUCACCUCUAUGGGGUUUGUGCAGAAUGAGGUUUGCGACCUGUGAGUCUCUCUCUCUCUCUCUCUCUCUCUCUCUCUCUCUCUCUCUCUUUCUUUCUCUCUCUUUCUGCCAAAGUAAUUUCCC
Podarcis lilfordi (Lilford's wall lizard) is the source of this 53840-nucleotide messenger RNA. Lineage: Eukaryota; Metazoa; Chordata; Lepidosauria; Squamata; Lacertidae. The record is from the annotation of a GenBank genome assembly.